This is a messenger RNA of Xyrichtys novacula (pearly razorfish), 82265 nucleotides long. The record is from the annotation of a GenBank genome assembly. Lineage: Eukaryota; Metazoa; Chordata; Actinopteri; Labriformes; Labridae.
CAUUCACAUCAGUGGUUGGCAACUACAUACUUUUUCAAUAUUGCAAAAACACAGAAGACUGUUAGUGCUGUGUAUAUUUCUGACUUGAUGAACUCACUCUGUCCUAAGUGCUUUGUCAAGACCGGAACACAGGCGUUUCAAGCAGACCUAAGCAACCUGCGCUUUUAGCUUCAGUAAGACCUUACACCUCUUUUUUGUCUUUCUCACAUUGACUUCUAUUAAAAUGUCAUGAUGAUAAAAUGCACAUUUUAAUAGAAAUCCUGUGCAAUACAAAUGCAAAAACCCAUCAGACCAGAGUCGUUCCUGGUUUAAUUACACAGAAUCUCUUUUACUCCUCAGCAUCUUCUACUUUGGGUUGUGGUUUCUGUAUCUCCGAUUCCAUCCCUGGCAGACUUGUUCUCCUACGUGCAGCCGUCUCGAUCUUCUGCACCAGUUCCACAUCCCACGCAUAAGAAACAAAGCUAAGCACCUCACCAUCCUCCACCCCUCCUGCUCUCCCCACUCUCCCUGCCCUGUGAAUGUAGUCUGUGUGAGAUUCAGGGAAGUCAUAAUUGACAACCAAGCGAACUUGAGAUGUGUCCAGACCCCGUGAAGCAAUAUCUGUGCAUACCAGCACAUCCACCGUUCCUUUCUGGAAGCCACGGAAGAUUCCUGUGCGCACAACAGCGGGCAUCUCCCCUUGCAGCCGUGCGUGCUUGAUCCCGAUUUCAUCCAGGGAGUACCCCAGCCAGUUGACGGUGGAGGACUUGUUGCAGAACACUACUGCAGGACCUCCCCCUUUUUCAUGCUGGAGCAUCUUCAGCGCUUGGUGGAGCUCAAGGACUUUGUCAACACCCUUCACCUUCAGGAAAGUCUGCUUCACAUGAGGCAUGAGGUAGUGCAGCAUCUUGCUCUUUAUAACCACCAUGCUGCCCAGGUCUGUCACCUGGCUGAGCACUUCCCCAACACCACCAGGAAAGGUAGCCCCCACCACCAGCAGCUGAGCUUUACGGGACAGGCCUUGUGUUUCCUUGGGAUCUCUUGCAAUGUUUGUGCGUUGCAGAAUGUCUUGCAGCAUAUCAGCAAAGCUUGGGUCAAACAUGGUGUCAGCCUCAUCUACCACAAAGAAGCUCAGCUCGCUUAAGUCCAGGCAGCGUCUCCGCAAAGCCUUGAUCAGAGCGCCUGGUGUGGCCACUAAAAUAUCAGGCUGACUGUGUUUAAAUACACUCUUGAUGUGUCCUACGCCUCUCCCACCACCAACAGUCUUUGUCAGAAACCCAAAAGGAGCACAGAGAGCUCUGGACACAGCUGCCACCUGCUCGGCCAGCUCUCUGGAAGGCACGAUAACCACAGCAUGAAUCCUGUGUCCCUCCACAGCAUCCAUCUCUGACUUCUUCUCAGCCUGCAGUCUUUGAAUUAUGGGUAGGAGGUAGCUCAGCGUCUUCCCGCUGCCUGUCUCUGCAGCACACAGAAUGUUGCGCCUACUCAUAAUCUUUGGGAUGGUCUGUAGCUGCACAGUGGUGGGGUUGGUAAUGUUCAUGCUGUUUAACACUUCCAACAGCUCCUUACAGAUGCGGAGUUUACUGAAAGCCUCUGUUGUUGUUGUCGUCGUCUGUUCAGUGCUGUCUUCCGUCUGACUUUCAGCAACAAAAGGUGCCACAUCCUUGAUGUUGUUGAUGGUGAAAUAGUCCCCAAAUGAUUUGUUAUGUUUCCAUCCUUUGGAGCUGAGAACUGGCUGCUCAAACUUACCGAGUAUGUAUCCCGCAGACUGGUUUAGGACCGGGUUCUUGCUCUGAAUCAGAAGUUUGCCAGCCUUGACAGUGGGUAUCUUGUUUUUGCCUCGAGUCUGUUUCACGUUUUCAAUCUUCUGCUGCAUGUAGCGAGGGAUGCGAAUAACUGGAGUCUCUUCUGGUUUUGAAGCUGUUUGACAGAAACGUGACUGAUAUAAAGAACAUUGAACACGGCAGAUGGCGGAUAAGUUCGUGAAACCAGGACUGAAAAGUCCACUUGAGCACAUAGCUCUUGACGAAGCCAGUGUCGCAAAACCGACCUUCACGGACUGCAUUUUCCUCUUUUUCUGGUUUGUCAGGGGUUAUAGAUCUUCUGGCAAAAAAUGAAGAAAAGAAAAAAGAAGAGAAGACGUCACCCGUAACACACCGGCAAGCGUAGGACAGGUCUUCAAGUAUUGAAUCACAGGUAAUAUGUUAGCAUGUUGCUGCUCUUGACAACUGUCUCGCCAUGCUUCUUCGGCGACUAUUGAUGACGUCAGUGGGUGUGGACUUUGACGUUUAUGUUGAAAGUUUUGUAGUUUUUUGUAGUUUUAGGCUCAGAGACAUAAAAAAUUUCAUCUAUUUAUUCAUUAUAUUUAUCAAAAUAUCAUUUCGAGGUUUGCCUUUGUCAUGUCUUGGAAUGCCGUUUCCGCCUGUUAAAAAGGUGACAAGUUAAAAAAAAAAAGUCUUAUUAUACUAAGUCACAAUAAUAAGAUACUAUCUCAUAAUUAUGAGAUAGUACGUUAUUAUUGUGACUUAGUACCUCAUAAUUAUGAUUUAAUCAUUUUUAAAAGGCUCCUAUAGGGGAGAGUGGGGUAAAAAAAUUUUUUAAUUUACAUGAAAGUGUUACUUAUAAAUUUUACAAACUAAGGGGAGGUUAUAGGGCCUACUUUAACAUAACAAAUUAUCUGAAAAGGGUAUAUGCAGCUUGUUACAAAAGCAAACCAACCAAAAUCAUAGAAGUUCAAAAUUUAGCGCUUGAGGUUUCUUUCUGUCUCUUUUUUCUUUUUGUCCAUCUGUCUAUUUUCGUGUCCUGAACAGGGCACAGAGACAGACUUAAAAUGGCCCAGCUGGAGCUUUUUUUGCAAGAGUGGUAUGAAAUAUGUGUGCACACAUAUAGUAUGAUGAAAAGCAUUUCUCUACCCUUUCUAGGACCUCUCAUAGUUUGACUAUUGAUAUUUAAGUAUCUAUUAACUAUUUUAGUUAAUAUUUUUCACCUUAAAAAAUAAUUCAACUUAGAGGCUACAUCCAAUUUGUCUCAACUUGAAUCUCUAAGGACUGCUUGUCAUGACUCUAUAUUAAAAAGGGAAUGUGCUUUGAAAUGUAAAGAUUGUAAACAGCCUGUUUCAACACAGCCCAAACAGUAUAUUUAACUAAAGCACUGCCUAUGAUGAAGCAAAUAGCUAAUUAUUGUUCAAGAUCUCGAGGUGGCUUAUCCCAGGCUUAGAGUUUCAAUUAAAUACAAAAGGAAUGAAGUAUGAUCUUUUCUUUUAAACUUAUUAUUAAAGUCUUGUAUAGUCCAUGCAUGCUUUAACACUCAAUCAAUCACCUGAUCACUAACCCUAUGAAUCAGCACUGCCUGCAGUGCAGUACUGCCAGAGAUUGUAAUGGAUUAGAGAGGGGUGAGAAAGAGCCCAGUCAUCGACACAACAGUGACCAUCGAUAUCUGCCCACAUGACUUUGAGAUCUGGUCAAUCCUUUUCGGAAGAACCCAGCCUUAAGGCACCAUAAAUACAUUUUUUUAUUUGUUUGGAAAUGGUAGCUAAGACAAAUGUAAGAUACAUAUUUUUUCUUGAUGGUAGAAUAUUUUUUUCUUUUGGCUCACAGCAUGUGGUCUAUGUGUAUGAGUUCCCAAUUAAGGCUAGAGACAGGGCCUCUUUUUAUGUUUUUUUUUUUCUUUCCUGGGGUACUGAGGGGAGAUAAUCCAGUGUUGCUAUUUUGCCACUGGGAAUGAAAACUAAUAAAAAAGAGACUAAUCUAACCAGGCAUGCAUCCAGGGAGGGGACCAAAUGGGGACAAGUCUCUCUGUUUGGCCCUGCCUGCAUGGAGGGCUGUCCUUCAUUUAGCUUGGUUAAAAUAUUUUAUAAUCCUAUUAUAUCAUUCUUUGAAAAUCACAUUAUAUUUACAACCAGCAUGAGGGCAAAAUCAGCUGUCUGCAUCAGUGCUUGCAUUGAUCUUCCCUUCCCAUGUGAUGAAUGAACAAGCCCAUUGAUUGAUUUACUGUGGCUUUAAUACAUUACACACAUUUUCAGUAAUAGACUCUGCCCAUCACAUGUUGGGCAAAAAAUGCUGCGGCAGCUGGAACUGGGUCUGUUUACCAUCUCUUGACAUGAACAAGAUAAACAUACACUGCUUACCUUUAUAGAUUGGAAUCUUCAUAUUUAUUAAACGCAUCAUAAUUACAGAUAUUCCGGACAACAUGAUUAUGGCUUGUGAUUUUCUAAAAGAGGGCAUAUGCUCAACUGUAAGUCAUCCAUGUAAAUAUUCAGUUCCAUAGUGUGAACAAUAGAGGGCAGUAUAAAUCAACCAGGAACAUUUUAAGUCCACUGAAAUCUUCAUCUGAGUUGUGGUAGAGACUUUUCACUGACUCCCAAGUCUAUAGUGUCUCUGUCAUGUAUUUUCCCUCCCAAAAACACAUUGUUUAUAUUGGAUUAAUUAUCCUGGAGAAUGAAUUCAUAUACAAAUUGUCGCCACCAAAUGAAGACAGUCCUACUGCUACCUUUUAGUCACAACAGGAAAAUCAGAGUGUGAAACAACAAACAAAUUAGUUUUUUUUUUUUUUUUUACAUGAAUUUGAAAUGUUGUAGAAAUGCACACAUUAAAAACUCUCUGCUCAACAGUGCAACGGUUGCACAACUCUUUAAUUCUUUAUAAGCUGACGUUCUGAUACAGAGCUGCGUGCAAUUUGAUCUUUGUUGACAUUUAGUGAACAUUGCGUGUGUUGCCAAGGUGCUGUGUUGCAUUUCUGCAGUGUGUGCAAACUAAAAUCCUUGAAAGAGUGACACCUCUCUCAAACAGGACCAGUGUGGGGGCAGAUGCUAUUCUUUUUUCUUCCCUCAUAACUCUCUUGACAAGAACAUAAUAUCACAACCACAUCUACGGCCUCCCACACAAUUUGUUCUCUUUAUCUUCUCCCUUCAAAGGUCAUCUGCACAGAUAAGAGGCACAGGUAACCUCAAUUAGACAUGGGUGGGUCUACACAGGAGAAAGUUCAGGCAUGUCAUGUGACUGCCACAUAUUAUUUUAAUGAUUUCUUUGUAAUAAAAAUGUAUGAUUUAUUUACAGCAUUGACAAUAAUGCAGUGAGUUAAAAUUGAUGUGGUUUGUUUUAAACUAAAACUUUGCGUUCUUUUUAGUCUUUUCUUUUUGUGCACUUUGAAAAUUAUGAUUUGGAAAACCUAAUAUUUAUUGUGCUAAAGGAACAUUUUGAAACUGUGAAUAGUUUAUUUUCCUUUUCUUUUUUGAAACAAAUAUAUAACACAACAUGGCACUAAUCUCUCAGAAAGAUAUUCCAAAGAAAUUACUUUGUAUUUUCCAAAGAUUUACGUCAAACUUAUAGAAAAUCUGGGAAUAAACAGUUACAUAAACAGCUUUUUAAACUGUAUACUAACCAAGAUUUGUGUAAUGUGUUUGUAUAGAAUUAUUUGAUAAAAAAAAUAUCGUGUGUAACUGACUGAAAGCUGUUGCACAUAGUCAACCUUAAAUAAACAAUUUGCUUGUGAAGCAUUUUAAAGGGUAAAUUAUGUCUGACUGUAGAAUUAACUUCAGUUUUCUAAGUGUUAAAGAAGCACGCUUCUGCACCAUAUACAGAAAAUAAAUGAAACACAAUAUUCAUUUGUCAUUGUUUUUGUAAAUCAGUCUUUGAGUGUUAGAAAUAGCAUCACACCGAGUGAAGCUGUGGCUUUAUAUCAAGGACCUGGAAUUUUGAAUGCAGGACACCGACUUCUAAAGCACUGCAAGGAAAUGUCUGUCUGCAGAGAGCUGCUUUAAGAUGGCAUAAAAGUCAAAAAGGGUUAAACUUUGUGCUUUUGCUUGGAAAUAAAGACCACAGGAAAUGUGAUAUUGAUGCUUUCAGAUGCAUUUUAGAGCUGAGCGCCUGUCUGUACGCCCACAUGCUUCUAGCAUAGGUAUAUGUAUUGUGGCUGUGUCAGAAAAAUAAGAGGCUGCUGUCUGCUGUGCAUGCACUUUGUGCUGGGGAUGGACUGAUAUAUGUUUAAAUAUGUGUAGGUAGAAAUUGCUUUGAAUAACAAAACUAAUGGUCUCAGAGGGUUUUAUUCAUUACUCACUUAAAUGUGGAAACAAUGAAAGGAUUGUUGGAUUUUUUCAGUGAAUUGCAGAAUGUGCAAUUUUUUCCUUUCAAAUUGAUCAUAAAAGUCCAAAUAAAUCUUUCAGUCAUUGAUCUGUUUUAAGGAUGGAAAGAGUAAUAGCAGAGUUACUCAUAAUAAAAGUUUAGAUGUUUUAUUACUUUGCUUAUCAGGCCUUAGGUGAAACAUUAAAAACUGACUCAAUAGAGGCAAUACGAACAGCUGCAAAUGUGUGGGUUUACACUGGAUAAACCUGAUGCAACAACAACAACAACAAAAAAAAGACGUUUUACACAAAGCCUCAAUGCCAGUAGUUUUGACUAGUAUUCCAAAUAGAGAAAAUGGAAAACAACCAAAUAUUAAUACAGAGACAAGAUGACCAUUCAAGCUGCAACACAUUAAAGCUUUUAGAGGGCAACAACCUCUGUUGUGCUUACCCAACAAAGAUUAACCUCAGGAGCUUGAUGGGUUGGAAAGUGACUCUGGGGUUAAAGAGAUGGGGACAGCCCACACACAAGACAGAUUUACUAUUACUUUAUCUAGUUGGACAGUAUCUUUUUUCCACCCUGGUUAAAAAAAAAAAAGUUGAAUCGUGAUUUAAAUAAACCAGUGGUAGGAAAGAAUUCCCCAGGAUUAUAGACCAUUGGUACCAAACCUGCACAAUAAGUCCACUCAUUGAUCUGCCAAUAGAUUACAUUUAAGCAAGCACCUUUUUGUAUAAAUACUCAUUUUGGUAACUGUAUUUUCUUUAACAUGGUUGCGAGAUAUUGAUCUGGUUAACUUUUUAGUUUAGUUUUCUGGUAUAAAACCAGAAAAAAAUAUAUAAAAAAUUAAAAUAAAAAACACUUUCAAACCCCAAUACUUCAAGUACACAAACCACAUGCUCUGGGGACAAAAGCACCUUUGUUUUAAGAUGCACAAUGUCCAUUAAUAACAGAAACCAUUGAAUGGAGCUGUCUUUUCAUCCCCAAUAUAGCUCCAUCUACAAGCCUAAAUUAGCUGAUUACAAAUUAAUGGGCCUCUGUGCUGAAAGGCUCAAGGGAUGUAAAGGUAAAAAGUGCAUCAUGUCAUUAUGCCUACCAAUCCUGGCUUGGACUGGAACCAAACAAAGAGGUAGGGUUAAGAGCCAGGCGCAAUCGGAUGUAAUCUAAUGGUGGGUGGUUGGGAUAGAAUGGAGGGCCAAUUAAAUAGAGCAAAGUGCCUGUAAGACCUGGUUACCGCAAGGUCAAAAGGUUUGCUAUGAUAACUCACAAAAACAGUAAGCCUCAACAGUGUAACACUAUAGUAGGCCAGUGAGACAUAAUCGAAAAUUGGAAAUAUUCGGAUAUUUAAACUGAAGUUGUUUAUUUUUUUUACUUUCACUCUACAUCCAAAAUAUGUUUAACAGCACAAGCCUGAAUGAUCUUGUGGUCUUUUAUAGACUGUUUAUUAACUCCAUAGACUGGGGGGAGUGCGUGCGUGUGUGCGUGCGUGUGUAGAUGCGUGCUUGUCUCCUUGUGUUUGUGUGCGUGCCCUGUGUUGUGUCUGCUGACGUCACCGCUGGAACUGCCUUGUCACGCGGGGUUAGUAAAAGUUGGGAUAGGAGCUCCGGAGAGAGGGAGAGAGAUAGUGAAAGAGACCCGGCGGAGAGAGAGAGAGAGAGAGGCAGACACGGGACUAAUUUUUGUUUUAAAGCGAAUGUUUAUCACUUCUACAGAAAGCGCUUCUUUGUUGUAAAACCACUUCGGAAGACCAAGAGAGAGAAGGCAGAAGCAGAGAGGGUUGCAGGAGGCGACUUUCUCUGAAGUUGACGCCAGUAUUUCUCCAGUUGACUGCCGCCGCCGGAGGAAGGACGGACGGAAGGAAGGAAGAGUCGUUUAUAUUUUGGAUUUGUCAACAAGCUCGUGUGCUCAAUGAGUUAAACUGAACUAAAGUUGAACUUCGGCGUCGGUGUACUCGGUAAAUGUUGUGACAUCCUUAAAGGAGAGCAUAAAGUGCUCCAGCGGUCGACAGUCGGUCGAGUAGCGGGGUAAAACCCGAGCUGUCAAACCCGAUGACUACUGCAAACUGCCCCGGGAAUGAGGAGCUGGACUUCAGACUGAUAUUCGGAGAGGACGGGCAGCAGCAGCCGUUAGGCCCCGCAGGUCAGUUUGUUUCCGUUCUUCUUCUUCCCUCAGUGUAAUGUUUCAUACCAACCUGUCUCUCAUGGCACUUCAAAACAUUAUAUGCAUAAUAUGCUUCACAUACUGUCACUUACUCUGUUUAGUUCGCUUAAUUCGGCUGAAUUUCCCCGCCUCAAAACCCAGCAUUUCCACACAGUGUGAAAGAGGAACCGGCGCCUGCAAGAGUUUUUAUUUGAGAAUGGAGAUAUUAAAAUAUCACGCGACCUUUCUAUCGUGGUCGCCUAGCUAAUAUCCACAACACCAGCUGUCAUUAGCUUGACAUGCUAGCAGGGGUAGCACUACUGCUGUUAUUGCCAUAUGCUAAUUAAAUAGAGUUUGAACACAGCUACACGUUUGAAAACACUUCCUAUAGUUUGAGCAGCAGUCGGCUCGUCGGCUUUUACACUGAAAGCUUUGAAAGUUUGGCGGGACGGCAGCAGCAGGUAGUUUGGUUAAUAUGGUGUAAGUGAAGUAUGGCUGAGAGAGACAUUCACACUGGUCCCCCCUCUGAGGCACAUUUCUGCAAAGUAGUAGCACAUGCUAAUGUUGACAAAACUUUUCUUCAUCCUCUGUUGACAAAAUGAGUGAAUCGUAGUGUUGUAAUGUUUUAGUAGUAAUACCAGUAGUUUUAAUCAACUUAUAAUACACAAUCUUUACAGUAAACAGCAGCUGAUGAAAGUGAAAUGUGCUUUAAAUAUAUUGUUUAUUACUGAAUAAAAUAAACAGCAGUGAUGUAAGAAUUUGUACAAAUAACUUAAGAGUUAGAUAUUACAAUAUAAACACAGACAAGAUUAUUUGUUUUUAAAUUUUGAUUGAUUGAUUGAUUGAUUGAUUGAUUGAAGUUUAUUUUGAACAUGUAAAAAAGAAAUAACAAUAAAAAAGUAAAGAAUACAACAACAAAUGACAAAAAGUUAUUCAAGUUCAAAAAGGAGUGGGAAGAAGUCGAGACUUAUCUAGUCCAACCCCUCAUCUACACUAAUGGUUUAAAUAUAUAUCAUAUAUAUAUAUAUAUAUAUAUAUAUAUAUAUAUAUAUAUAUAUAUAUCAUUAUAUAAUAAUAUCUAUGCUCAUAGUGAUAAUGGCAAUAAAAAAAAAUCACCACAGUGAAAAUAACAAACAUCAACAACUAAUUAUUUCUUUUAUUCUGGGUGUGACCAAAAGGAAUAAAUCUAAAGAUUAAUUGAAUGUCUUUAGUAUCCUGCUCGAAUAGUAUCUCCCGAGAUACAAAUUUUACUCCAUUCUAGGCCUGAUACCUGGGGUUGAAGUUAAUGCAAAUUUUAAUUGUUUUAAUAUUUUCACAUGUUUGACACGUAGCAGAGCAUGUUAUCAAGGCUGUCACCUCCAGAAACAUUUUCAACCCAUUAAGUCAAGUUUGCUUUGAAAAUGACUGAGUCUCGGUUUUUGGUUGUACAUUGAAACAUUUGCUCUAGGUGAAAGAUUUUACAAAUUUAAGGGACUUGAAGAGAGGGAGAAAUAUAUAAAUUUUGUUUAAAUCAGCAGAUGAAUGCGGCACUUUCAAUACUGAGAAAGCUGCACUUUGAAAGACAUGGGAACAAAAUGAACUUUUUAAUAGUUUUGAUGCGUGGAUCUAAAAGGGGAUUUUCUCUGCUCUCCCACCCACCCACCUCAGGCUAAAUUUUGUACUUUGAACUUCUAGACAUCUAUAUAGCAAAAUAAAUCAGAAGAAGCAAAAAAUUGGAUGAAGCAAUGUCUCCAUUCAAGGCCUGAUACCUGGAGUUGAAGUUAAUGCAAAUUUAAAUUGUUUUAAGAUUUUCACCUGUUUAACAAGUAGCAGUGCAUGUCCAUCUCCAGAAACAUUUUCAACCGAUUAAGUCAAGUUUGCUUUGGAAAUGACUGAGUCUCCGUUUUCGGUAGUACAGUGAAAAGUUUGCUCUAAUAGAUUUUACAAACUUAAGGGACUUGAAGAAAGGGAGGCGUCUAUAUUUUUUGUUUAAAUUAGCAGAUGAAUGCAGCACUUUCAAUACUGAGAAAGCUGCACUUUGAAAGACAUGGGAACAAAAAGAACAUUUUAAUAGUCUUGAUGCGUGGAUCUAAAUGGGGAUUUUCUCUGCUCUCCCACCCACCCACCUCAGGCUUAACUUUUUACAUUGAACUUCUCGACAUCUUUAUAGCAAACUAAAUCAGAAGAAGCAAAAAAAUUGAUAAAGCAACGUCUGUGUUUAUGAUUAAUGAAGACAUUACAGAUGGUCAUAGUUGUUUUAGCAUGACAGCAGGAAUGAGGUCAGCUAUCAGUAUAAAGAACAUAGUAUUAAGUCAAUAAAUGUAAUAUGCCGUGACUGUAUUGAGCAGUACAUUCUGGAAAACAGUUUUAAUGGAAACUUAACCGUAAAACUAUAAAGGAAUGACUGAAAGCAUGACUGAAAUUUAAAGUCAUGAAGAGGACAUUGCAAAGUUUUUCCAGUUGGUGUAAUUUUACGCCAGUAAAAUAGUUUUGCUUAAUUUUAACAUGUCUUUAAAUUGACCUAAAAUAGUAUCACUGAUGGACAUUUACUGACAACAUCAUUUGAAAACAGCUCAAAGUCGUUGCCUGGGAUCUUAGGUAUGUAUUAUAUCACCCAUCAGGUAACUGGCUUUGGCACCAAAUUGCUUAAAAUGAUGUCGUACAUGUCAACAGAGGACUGACACCAAAAAUAUUCACUGGUUGGUUAUUAUGCUGAUGUUGUGGUGGCGUCGCAGUGUAUAAAUAAACAGAAGUGGCUCUAGUGUCUGUGAAUAAGUUAUUUAAUAUUGCUAAAUACAAAAGUUACCCUGCAAAUGAAAAUAGCUGUUUCUUGGAUUUGAGUAAUAGACCAAGUAAGCAGCUGUUUUGAAUGGCACACAUAUAUAAAUCAAUAGCACUUGUGUUGGUCUAAAUAUUACCGUGAAGUUAACGUUCAUUGGUUAGAUUUGUCCUUUGCCCAAAACUGUUUGAAUCAGUGAAUUUUUGAGUUGAGUCCUUUGCAUGAAAGACUUGGAAAGUAUUCACUUCUUGAAGUUUCUGCCUGUGAAAUCUUAAUUUUUCUGUUAAAAAUGAAGUUUAAAUUGGAGAUGGUAUGAGGACAAAAAACAAGGUUGGAAUUAGAGUAGGAAUAAAAGCACCACUGAGCAAGUGGUUCUAAUCUGUUUCUGACUGUGUGACUUGGUCUAACAGGGGGGAGCUUGUCUGAAUUAAUAACUUGAGUGUAAUACAGGAUCACACUGCCGGAGUUACAGGGAGUUGCACACUUCUAAGUCUCCUUCUCUGAAUGCAAGGAUCAAGUCAGGGCUUGUUUUUGCAACAGCCAGGAAAACCUCUACAGUGAAUAUCUGGCAGGUAUUCACUUCACUGAGCCCCCGAUUGUUGAAUAUCGCUUGAAACCUUUUAGAACUAUGCAGCUAGUUUCAAAACUUUUAAGUCGAAGUGCUGAGAAAAAGAAAGUGGAUGGUGAUGACUUCUACUUGUUUCAAAGUACUGAUCACAUAGACAUCUCUCCUUGUCCAAUUUUUUGCAGUUUUUCCACAUUUUCAUGUUAAUACGUUUGAGCUCUUUCACUUUUAUUGUGGCCAUCUGAAUAGAUGUCUGUCUCUUCCUUUUUUCACUCAGUCUGACUGUUGCUCAGGAAACAGUCAACCCUUUGAGGUGAACUACUCCACUGUUCUUUCCAGAAGCAUUAGGCAAGCUUACUGUAAGGGUUUCCCCCUGAUUAUGUAUGGUGCCAGCUGAAUAAGAGAACAAGACCCUCUUGGAAGUAGCUUAACUAAAGCAAGAGAUUGAAAGUGAUUUAAAAUUCGCAGUUUGACAUAUUGAAUGACUUUUAGAUCAAGGCUAACCAUUUACAAUAUCUGAAACAUCUCAAUCUUUAAAUUGAUUGAAUGUUCUCCAGAGACACUCGUAUGCAAACUCUGUCCAUUGUGAUUUCUUUAGGUUUGCACUGUGGUUACAUCACUGAAAAAAAGGGAUUUCAUUGUUGUUGGUAUUCAUUUGAUACUGUGUAGUUCCUGCAGCUCACUUGGCUAAUGCAGUAGAUGUUGCCCACCUAGUAACAGUGCUAUAUAAAAUAUUUUACUGUUCAUAUUAUUUGUUUUCCAGCUGUAAAAUCAACUGGUGCAUAUCUUUAGCCUGGUUUGAUCAUCUAAGUUUUAACAAAAUUUUUAUCUAAAAUAUUCUCUAGUUAUAUAUUUUGUUUUGGAUGAACAAAGGCCAGUUUAUGGGCAUGAUAUUUUUUUUGUUGAAAAUGUAAUUAUUAGGAUGAUGAAGAGGUCUAAGUCGACUCUGCUGUUUUGCAAAAAUUGUGUAAUAAAUGGAUGAUGUCAAACGAUCUGUAUCUUGAGGCAGACACUACUUCCUCAUAGUAACAGGGCAAAGUUAGUUACCAUCUAUUUCAGUGUUAGUAGGAAUAAAAGAUUAAUGGUUGAUGGAUAAUCAAGUUUUCAUAGAUUUUGCCUUUGAUUAACAGUGUCAAUGAAAAUAUGAACCCAAUUUAUGGCUUUGGUUUUUGACCUGAACAGACGGUUGACAAGUUCUCCAAUCAAUGUUUACUGUGGCAACCAGUUGUUGUCAAGUAUGACAGCCCAGAGAAAAAUGAUUAUACCAGGAACUCUGUUUUUCCUCUGGCUUCCCUGUCGACUUUGUAAUAGGUCCUUAGAUCAUAUCUCCCUCUGUUCACUUCCUUUAUCUCUUUUUCUUACCAUUGCUUUCAUUCAGACCUCCCAUUGUGUGAGUAAAUAAACCCAAAUGGCAGCAUUUAUCCUUCCAGAUUUUUUGUUGACAUAAUAAUAAAAAAGGUGAUCCAACCUAAUCCAUACCUUUCAUAGUUUUUAGUCAUGGUCCAGUAUGCAAAGGCAGCAGCAUGGACUUGCUCACUGUCCAUCUCUUCUGAACAAGGUGUAUGUCUAUCACUUGACAACCACAGAAAACCAUUGUUAUGAAAAGUAAGGACAGUCAGGUGAUAUCAUUCAUACAGACUAAUAAAUCCAUCACUGCUUUUCAAAAGUUCACUGUCAAGUCUUGACGUGAAGAAUUGACCUUUUCCUCAACUUACACCAUCCUACAUGAUCACCAGGGUGUGAGUUUGACUCAUUUUGUUUUAAAUAGACUAAGUUUGAAGUUUUGUUCAUAAAGCAAUCAUACCUUAAGCAUUCAGAAGGUGAUUAAAAAGUUUGCCAUCCAUGAAAGACUCCACUACUACUACUUUACACCAAAGGAAACACAUACUGUUUGUAAAAUCUUGAAGAAAGGUCCCACUGGUAUCUCAGGCAUCAUGUUUUUUGAGAAAUGCUGCUAAAAGUAUCAGUAUUUGACUGGUCCAGCUUGCAUCCUUCUGCGCUCAACAGUAGUAUAUUUUUUUGUUUUGGUGAAUGGACUUUGACUAUUUUUGAGUCAAAGUAUUACAUGUGCAUAUCAUGUGCUACUGUAGGCUGUAGGCUCCCGUACCUUAGAUCAAAAUAGGCAGAGUGAAAACAAAAAAAGGGUCAGACUUGAGAAGCAUGUUGGCCUUGAUUUCAAGAUGUUUUGGUUUUCUUCGUUUACACAGUGGAAUCUUACUGGGUGUGGUCUACAUUAUUGAACUGGAUUUAUUGGUUGUACUGUAGAUACCAAUCAUAGACGGUAAUUUUUUCUUCACAGAUAUAAAUGAAAAUGGCUCAAACCAUGAUGCAAUAAAUUAAAACUUGUUCUUUUCCCCUUUGAAUACCAUUCACCCUUUUUGUGACAAAGUGUCUAAUGUAAAGUGGUGGAAAUAGAGAUUGGGAUGGUUGAAGUUAUGCAGGUCAUGGUCUCAUUGGGUGUUGAAGGUGGUAUGAUGCAGGGGCAAAAGAAGUGCCCUUUAUGGGCGGUAGAGUUGUGGAUCCAUAGCCGAGGUGUCUGGAUCUCUGCCCAGACAUGCCAUUUGGGGUUCAGAUGGCAGAGCGGAAUUGAAGGAGAGGGGGGACACACCGCUCUCUAGCUGUUGAUGGGAGGAACGUGGUAGAUAUUUGCUCACCAGCCCUCCUUAUAUCUUGACCUCAUUUUUAUCCUCUUCUAUUUUUUUGCGAUACAACCCAAAUUCUGUGACUUCUUUCCUUUUUUUUUUUUGCUCAAACUGAAAAGUCUUUGUGGUUUGUUGGUUGCUGCAGAAUCAGCGCUGAACAUUUUGGACUCACUACCGGGACGGCUGAGGUUUCUUUCCUUUCUCACUGCCGUCUCAGGAUAUGAAAGAGACCACGAGUGACAUCAGAGAGACUGAUGUAGGCUAAUGAAAUCUCCAGAUGCUAGCAUCCACUACAACCACUUUGUGACUAGUCAGGUUUGAUUUUUCAUUCUGUUCUUGUGCUUUGACAUUUCCUGUAGCCGUGAGAUUACCUUUGCCAUGCCAUGAUAUGAGAAUAUGUCAAAGCACAUUUUUUAUAAUGAAGUAAUCAAACAGACGGCAAGCAAGUCAAGAAAGAAAUGAUACCCUUGUCUUUGUUGUUGUAAUUUCUUUCCUCCUCUCAACCAUGAGCACGAUCCUCUCAGUCCUCGUCGUGGGAAAGACUGAAAGACUGAAAUUACAUCGCUCUCAUGGUGGACUAUUUUGAGCUCCCAAAGAGAGUGGCAGAGGGCAGGAGGCAGGUUCUAGUGACUCGUUUGUACUCAGUGCAGGAGAACCCCUCUGGUCCCAGCACGUCGGCAGCCCUCAACUUUUUACUGCACGAGCGCUUUGCGAUCGUAACGGGGAGAGGAGUGGAAGAAUGCUUUGCACUACAUCCCCAGGUGAGUGUGUUGGCACUCCCAGCUCUGGCCAGGUGUGUUUUGCGUUGUCUAGAUUUUUAUGAUGAGGGUCGGGUGCCGCCACUCAGACAGGCAGCUGUCAUUAGAGUACAAGCUGUCCUCAAGUCUGUCAGACGUGAUAUUCAUUCUUCUCAAGAAUGAUGACUGAAGACUUAAAAGCUUCAUUGACUUCCUUAUCGCCGAUUUUGCAAGACAGCCUCAGAGUGAUGUUUAACCGUGCAAAUGUAAAUGCAAAAGGGGAGUUUUGUAAAUUUCAAUCCAUGCUACUCUUGACUCUCACUUCGCCAUUGUGCAGCUACCUUGAGUCUUCAUUUGUUUCAGGUUUUAGUAUCAUCGUUGUGAUGCUUUUUGAUGUUAGUCAUGUCAGAUACGUAGGAAACUGAAAUUCUUAAUUUGCAACAGCUUCAUAGCCCCGCAACCAUCAUAUUUAUAUCUUAAGCACAAAAGUGCACUAAAGGUACAAAAGAAUGCCAAAGAAGCCAGCAAUACAAAGUUUGGAUAAUUUUAAGUGAAUCAAAUGUUGGAUGGUUCGAUAAGCAAUGUUCUAUUUGGUAAAUCAAAUUAAAGGCUUUGUGUGUCCAGAGGAGAGAGUUUAGGGACUCUAAGGCUCCUACACUUCUAUGAAAAUGUAAAAGACAGAGAGGUCAAAGGUCAGACAGUCAUGCAUGGGGUCCACAUGUGGGGCUAGAUCACCAUGAGGUUGCCCCAUAACCCUGCUGAACCGAAAGGGGUCCCAGCACCCAGUGUGAUGAAUGAGACGUUUGUUUCCCGGGGCGAGGCAUGAGUAACUAUGUGUGGCAUCUGUCUAGUUUAAAUUUAGUGUAACUGAAGCUACCGCUGGCUGCGCUGUAUCAACAUGUCAGAGACUGCAUUACACCAGAGAGAAAGCUGUUGAACUCCUGCGUCUAGUUUCUUUUUUCUUUUUUUCCCUUGGUCCUCUUUUACUGCAAGGUAGGGCUUGCCUCACAGGGAUUAGGGUGGUUUGAAUCCUAUUUUAUUUUAGGCUGCCCCUCAAAGCCAUAUUUCAGCCAGGCUAAUGCUCGGUAUUGGCACCUCUACCCCAUGCAGUUUUUUCUUGUCCCACCCUAUGUCCCACUAUGUGUCCACUGAUCAGGCGUGACAUAUUCUAAAAUGAGAUAUCAAGAAUGUUGAUUGUUUUGGGUCCUUUUGCUGACCUUCUGCAGUAAUUGGAGGUUCAAGAUGGAUUGAUGAAAUUUUUUAAUAGAAAUACUCAGAGAAAAGGAGGCUGUAAAGGUCACAGUAAAAAUUUGAUGCACUAUUGAGUGACUGAUGGUACCUUUUGUUAUUGGGGCCCAUGUCUCUGGAAACAGUGGCAUUACACAAAAGGAUAGAGGCCUUGAAUCAUUUUCUGCACAUCUUGCUCAAAGAAUUGAAAUGAUAGUUUUGCCUGUAAAUCAGAAAUAUUCCAGUCAUCUUCUUGGAUGGGUGUCGAGAUGUGGAGAAAUGUAAGGGAGGGAUUUUUGUUGAUAUAAUCUCCAUUUCGGACGUCAGUAUUUUUUUCGAACCUUUAUCCUGUCAAUACAAGCGUUCACAUCAGCGACGUUUUCCCGUUCUGCGAUAUUGCCGCACUUAUUUUUUCGGAUCACGGUCGAUUUUUAAAAAAAGUUUCUCAUACUGUGUGUCCACUUCUGACCAAUCAGAUUGCGUGUUGUCACGACGUCAGAUUCACCGGUAUAUCCAACAUGGCCGACCAGCUGAUUGUUUACGUGUCGGAGAACAGAAUGCUUUUUGAUAAAAGACACAAACAUUACAAAGAUCUCUCUCAUAUGAGAAUAGUUUGUGUGCUUUAACAGUUUGCUAAACGUCUUUGUUUUAACUUUCAUCUGUGCUAACGUAUGCUAACGGUUGUUACCAUAGUUUCAUGUGCUUAUCUUAUUGCCUCUGAUUGGCUAUAAGUGCUGACCAUUUGGCUUGAGUGUGUGAUGACGUUUCCAGCUUUUCUAGCCAAUCAGAGGCGAAGGAGGCGGGACUUUCCCCGGCAAAAGUCUUCCCCGGGAUGCAUCCCACCCCCGCGGAAAGUCGCAAAAUCGCAUCUGGCUUGAUGUGUAUAGUCAGGCGCGUCAAAAUUCGCCUCUGGGUAUUUCGUACUUUCGUAUGUUCCCUGUUAGCUUUCCUCCCAUUCUGUGUUGCCCUGAUAAAAAAAAAAUAAAGAGUAUCAUGAGGGUUCCCUGAGCACAGCACAUUGACCCUUCACUUGAGGACACAGCAUUCCUUUUUUACCACCUCACCUUGUCCUCAUCAUUCAUUCUGCCACACAGAGGAUGGGAAGUGGUUCUGCUCAUAGUGUGUUGUUGAAUUUAUGAGGAUGGGCCAAAGUCAAAGGGUUGGACUGGCUGUCACUGACAUGUGGAGAUCUGGAAGGAUGAACAAAGACUUUAUUUUGCACUGGAUUUAUAACCUCAUAUUAUCACAAUAUCUUUGUUCGUGGUUGAAGCGAUGGUCUGCAAGAAGAUGUCACAUACAUAAAAAAACCCCUCUCCUUUUAAAAAGCAAUAGGUUAUUGUCAUUGAGACAUUAUUUAGAAGUGCAAUUUAUCAACAUUUGACAGACUUUGUUUUGCAUGAAACAUUAAUUUAUGAUCAGGAACCACCUUAACUUAGACCAGUGGUUCUCAAGUCCAGUCCUCGAGGCCCACUGUCCUGCAUGUUUUGGAUGUUUCCCUGCUCCAACACACCUGAUUCAAAUGAUCAGCUCGUUAUCAAGCUCUGUAAUGGCUUAAUAACGAGCUUAAUAACAGUGUGUGUCACUCUUCAGAAACAAUGCUAAGGAAACCAGGGCAACUGCUUCAUAUGGCAGUUCUGCUAAAUUUAAGACAACUAGUUUUGGAAAACCAUAAUUUUUUUGUGAGAGCUGAACUAAAGUGGGACUCAAUUUUGAUCUGUAUUAGAGACUGCACAAGUUUCAGUGUUUUUGAAACUAAAUUUGGAUCAUGGCCCAAGAGAAAUUAAUCAUGUGAUCACUGAUUGAACCUUUGUAUACAGCAGUCCUAGAGAGAAUGUGAAAUAUAGUUUUUAUGUUUGGGAUGUUACAGUUGUGAUGUGCAUGGUCCAUCUUAAAUAAACUAAUGAACUAUUACUUAAACUCUAGACUGAAUUUAGUGUAAGGCUUUUGGAUGGCUCACUUGCAGGAUGGUCUUUUGUGAAACUGUGUGUGAAUAUCAAAGCUUUUAUCUCCAUCUUUCUCCGUUCACACUGUCUCUUUUUUCUUUCACUCAAGUGCACAAACAAUACUUACUGUCUGCUCCUUUUACCUUGCUCUUUCUCCCCUCUCCCUCUCUCCGCUUGUCUUUUUUUCAGGCACAUGCACAGUCAGCUCUGACAGAUUGUUUAAAUGUCACCGCUGCUAGCAGUAGCCUCUGAUGUUAUCUGUUCUAGGUUAUUAUAGGCCAUCAUGCCGCUUGUAUUAGCUCGGAGGCCAAUUUUCUAAUGCACUGUAGCUCUCCUGCUCUAAUGAAGAAUGAUACAGACAUGAACUGCGUUACACUUUUUGUGCUUAUAUGCAAAACAUCAACUAGGUUAUUGGGCGUUGGCAAGAUUGGAGUGGAAGUUGAAAUCAGUAUUUACUUCCAAUUCGACUACAACUGAGACCUUAAAAUGAAUUCAUGAUAUGUGUGAGGUCAAAACGCUGAGAGGAUCUGCUAGGGAGAAGAGCAUCCUCUUCUCCCUAACCAUUCAUCUUUAAUAAGUGAGUUUGAUUUAAAUUUUCUGAUGCAGUUUAAAUGUACGGUGUGGACUACAUAAUCAUCUGUACUUGUUGAAAUAAGGCUUGUCUUUGGCUGAUAGUGGAUCACUUCAUUUUAUGGAAAGCUUUGUCUCCUUCAGCUGCAGGACUCUAGUUUGCUUUUGGUUAUAAUGGACAACUUUGAGCGUCAAUCAUCAUCAGCGUCAUCAAGUAAGACAAGCUUCUUCUACCCUUAGAGGUCUCCCAGGGCUCUGUAGUGGGUCCAUUUCUUUCUCUCUCAUGACUCAUAGAAUUGAAAGACACUUAAUUGAAUUUAAUUGUUUGACAUUCAUUUGUAAGGGCUGAUUAAACCUUUCUUUUCUUUUCUGGUGCUUGAUGUACAAGAAUGAUCUCGAGUGAAACUGUUGUAGUUCAAAUAUAAUCGAGUUUUUUGACCGUAACCUUGUUAUGAUAAAACGUUUUUUUUCUGUUAUCAUUUUCUGCUGUUUUAAUGUACAGAACACAAUUUUUGGUAUCAGGGUGGCUGGGACUUGGUGGUUGAAUGGGUCCCUUGUCAAUUGGGAGUUCGGAGGUUUGAUCCCAGGUCCCACUGUCCAUAUAACACUAUCCUUGGGAAAGACAUCAAACUGUACCUAAUGGCUGUGUGUGAAUAGGACAAGGUAAUACUGAUGGGUGCUUUAUCUCAUAGCCUCUGCUAUCAGAAUCUGGUUUCAGUGUGAAUGAAUAAAUGAAUGAAUGUAAUAUAAAAGUGCUUUGAGUGGUCGGAAGACAAGAAAACACUAUAUAAACACAGUCCAUUUAGUAUUUACCGUUUGUUUGUCCAGGUCAGAGGGCUUUUAAAACACUGCUGAGUGGACACAACUAAAGCUGUACUCAAAGGGGAGCAGUCACUCUGCUAUCUGUGUGUGUGAAGGAGAGGACAGUGCACUGGAAAUCAUCUCUUUUUCCUCUGUAUUUUACUGCAAAGUGUGACUAUUCAUACUUUUUCAUUUGAGAGAUUUCUUCCUGAUUCGAUGGAUGCAUCGUAACUAAGGAUUAAACUGCUGUGGCCACUUUGCUGACAUGCUGCUUGUAGGUUACAGGCAGUAGAGUAGACAGAGUAAGGUUCAGCGUAAGGUUAACUUGGGCUUCUGUCUUCAAACCCCUCAAUUUACCUGAUUUCAUUAACCUUUUCUGAGAUCCUCUGCGCACUACCAAAUUGAUACAUCCGAAAGGCAAUUAGUGGUUUGUUAGAAAAGGAUCUUUGCGUUGGUGGCUAUUUAGUUCAGGUGGUUAUUUGGCACUCUGUUUAUCCCAUAAUGUUAUCUCCACAUGAGAUUGUUAAUUAGGAGCUUAAUUUAGCUGCCGGCAUAUGUUAACAUUGGCUUAGGCUACCAUUGUUAAGCCUCUGCUGGCUGGUGAAUCUUCAGUGAUGGCACAGAAAGGCUUUUUGAUGUAACACUAACAUAACAUCACAGGAAAAGAAAUAGAAAAGCUUUUGAAACACCAAAACAACUCUACUUCGUGAUUUGAUUGUCCUUUAUGGCGUUCAAUUCAUGAUUCAUUUAUUCUGCUGUACUGUCCCCUACAUUUGGAUGACAGUUGCACUCAUUCUUAAUGAACGCUUUAAGAACUCAGACCCAACUACCCACACUUACAGGGAUCACCAUGAAGUUUUGGCACAAACCCAGCCAGGAAGGUUUAAAGCCACAGGUAGGCCAACCCUAACAAUAUGUGUGUGCAUGUGCGUCACAGAGUCUGUGUUUAGUGUAGGCAACCUGCCAGCUGCAGAGUUCCUGGAAAACCCAGGAGGAAGGAAUUAGAUUUGCUUAUGUCAGGGCUCCUGGGAAUCCCUGCGACUAUCUAUACCAACCCAAAAGUUAAAAAUAGGAAAUGAAAUGUUUAAAUCCCAAAAAGCAUGAUAUUUUAAUCUGGAAGCUCCUUCAUGCUUGAAGAAAUGUUCUUUUUGUUUUUCAGUAUGAAUGGAGUUUUUGUUGAUUUAGUGAUUGUUAUUAAGAGCAUUACUCAAGGUCAUGUCUUCAGAAUCAGUUACAGCUCAUCACUCCCUAGGUUUUUGUGCCACAGUAAUCCCUGCCCUUUUUUCCAUACAUACAAAUCAAAACUUAAUGAACUCAGUGAUGUGUGCAGAUAAAAAAUGUGGAACAGUUGUAUCACUAAGAUAAUUUGAAUCACUUUCCCAUCCUCAAACAUAAAGAUAAUGGAAAUAUGUGCCCCUCCGAGUAAAUAGGAUGGACUGAUGCAUCUUUGUUCGCAUAAACCACAGGUGUCAAACUCAUGGCCCGGGGCCCAAAUCUGGCCUGUGGAACAAUUAUACAAGAUCAUACAAGAUCAUAUCAUAUUUGUAUUAUUAUUGGCCCACCAGAACGAAGUCUGCAGUAUAAUAAUGUAAACUUUAGCGCCAUUAUUUAAAAUAUCCUUAAUAAACCAUGAAAAUCUGGGAAAUUAAAGAGUAAGGAAGAUUUGAUAAAUAGUCAAGAAUGUGGGGGAAAAAAUAUUUGGUGUUUUAUUUCAUGUUUUCAAUUUUGCAUUUCAAGAUUAUGAGUCAAACAUGAUUGGAUUUUUUUAUUUCAUGCUUUGAUUUCGUUCAACUCAGUAUUUAGACUUGUGUCAUGUUUAUACUUUAGAUUCCAAUUUGAAGUCAUAUUUUGACCUUUUAUACCUGAUUUCAACAUUCUCCUCGUGUAUUUGCUCGUUAAAAGCGUUAUUUUUCUAUUUUUAAUAUCAUGCUCUGAUCUUUUGAACUAAUAAAUAAAAAUAGAAUAAAAAAUAAAAUAAAUGUUUCUAUCUCAGAUUGCCUUUAAACUUAUCUUUUUUAUCUUUUUUGAAUUUCCAAAUGAUUUAUAAUCGUUGCUGUUUUUGUUUUGCAUAUUUUUUGAAAAGGAGGUUGGCAGUUUUGGUGAAAUGUUGACCCUGUUUGGCCCUCAGGUUAGACCUAAAUCCAGAUUAUGGCCCAUGCUGUGGUUGAGUUUGACACCCCUGGCAUAAACUAACUAGGUUGAAGCUGUGUAUCCCAGGAGGCUUAUGGUACAUGAUGUGUCGGCACACUGUUGUUGUGGUCUGUUGGUCAGCAGCCCUUGAGGAAAGCUGAAAGAGGAGACCGGACUGAACACAAAGCAGGGGAUGUAAGCAGAGCCCGCUCUAAUCAAUCUGCUUGACCACCACAAAGGGAACCCUAGCUAAGGUUACAUCCAGCACUGCAUGGUGUUGGUGCUGGUGGGUAACCUAAGACAAUAAUAUGUGUUGGGUUGUACAAACACAAACACUCGCCCACUCGCACACACACACACAAAGUAACACUCAUAUGUUGCCAUAGGUGGGUGCAGAAACUUACAGGAAGGCACACAGGAACACAAAAAUAUUGACACAGUCUAGUAUACAUGCACAUUAACACAAAAAGUUCGGGGGCACCAGCAGGAACUCGCCACAUCAUUGAGCUCGUCAUCCACCUCGGAGAGAGAAAUCCUUCCCUUCCUCAGUGUUAAAGUGCACGUUCUUGGAAUGUGUGCCUGUGUGUCAUUGUCGGUCAGAGGACCCUGACACAGUUUGUGUGCAGUGAGAGUAGGAGGAGGGAGGAACAAAGUCUGUGCGGAUUAUCCCCAAAGCAAGUGCAACCGUCCACCCAGAGAGGCUUGCUGGUUUUGUGCCAAAGAGCCAAGGUGGAUGCUACCUUCACCGGUGGGUCAGGCUGUUUCAUGUGGUUACUGUGAGAACACAAAGGUUCUCCGUGGUGUGUGUGUGUGUGUGUGUUACGGACGUCAAACAAUCUACACUUCACAGAAGCAUCUCCCAGUGAGGAGGAUCUAUUAUUAGCUUAGGUACAGCAAAGCCUCUUAGAGAUCUUUAUUUAACUAGAUUGGCUGUCUGAUGUAUGGACACUUGAGGAGUGUGCCCAUUCAUAAAACAACAGUACCGCUGCUUCUCUUCUCUUCUGUUCUCUCCUCUGCUUUCCUUUCCUUUCCUUUCCUUUCCUCACCUCCUCUUUCCUCCCCUCUUCUCCUCUUCUCCCUGACCUCUCCUAAGGUGACUUGUGUUUGGCUCAGACCAGGGGGUUUCCCGAAACCCACCCCUUCUUUCACACCGGAGGGUUUAAGGUGGCAGGCUAAUCUUAUCUCAGAGCAAGAAGAGGGCUGUGGGCCAGGUAACAUGGUCGUCCCCUGUCUCACCCUCAUCUGUGUAACCACUCAUCUGCUUGAUGAUGGAUAGGAAUAUGCCAACACAGAUGGAUUGCUUGUGACAUCUUGCAUUUUAAAUCUACCAUUUCAACUCUAAACUAAUGGGGCAAAUAAGAUAUUGGAAUUGAUAAUUCGACUUAGAAUUUCAGAUGCAGGACAACUUAGCAUGAGGAUUUCUAAUUUGAGCAGACUGAGGAAGAGACAGCCUGGAGGCAAGUUACUGCUUUAAACACAAUAACUAAAUACUGGCACUAUCAUAUAACACAAAGCUUCAGACUUUUUAUUCUGUAAAAUGAGUUUUAUGAUCUUAUUAAGUUACAUGUUUAUCAAAAUUAACUAUCAUUGUUGUGUAACAUUUUAAUGCAUUGCUGAUAACAAAUCACAAAAUGAGAAAUAUGUCACAAAAAGAGCAGUGCCAGAUUUACCUCCUAAGAAGCACAAAUUUCACAGCGACUUUCAUUCAAUUUGUGCUCCCUAUUUGAAUGUAAUUACCACCUAAUUUUCUAGGGUAGCAGCUCAUUACUCAGUCAGCACCUGGGACUGCCCUGCUGUGCCCUGAAUCAUCUGUGAUUCAUGUUUUCUUCAAGUGAUCCAACAGAGUUUAAUUAAGUACAUCAAGUUUGGUCAUUAACAAAGCAGAAAGUGGGAAUCCAAAAACUUUAGAAGACAAAAUAUGUCAGUUGAAUUCUUAUUUAGAUAAAGAUAAGACUCCUAUAAAUGUAACUGUAAGUGGAAACAGUUUCUUAGUCAAGUGAGGCAAGAGUAACUGAGCAGGUUACCUUGGUUGAUCUCACAUGGUGUUCUCACUCUUCACUCUAUCUUUUGUUCUUCAAAUCAGGUGUAUUAUCAGUCACAGAGGAAGCACCUCAAUAAAACACAUUUUCAAAAGCACUCAGAAUCAAGGAGCCCACAGCUUUUAAAGAGGAUCUCUUGAAGGAAAGAUAGACAGUGGCCUUUGAAUUUGGUAAUUACAGGUUCAUUCAUGUGUAGCUCACUAAAUUUAUUAUGGGCAUUGUUGAAAACCUUUUUCUAAUGAUCUAGAUAUUUAGAAAUGGUUUCAGUCCCAAUUAGCUAAAUUACAGUUUUUGUUUUUGUUUUAUUUCAAUCAACAGGACACAUUUUGAUUCAUAAAAUAAGCCACAAGCCCCUAAUAGCAGUAGGUAAGCAACUACUUCCUUUGAUGGUGUACUUUGUAUUACACAAUAUAGUUAAAGUGAAAAUGGUGAUACUUGUUCAGUUUCUUGAUGCGUUUCCCUCUCUAAUGAUAUAUCUGUGUCUUUACUUGUGCAGUCAAAUGAUUGUCUUAUUUUUACUCUCCUUUCUUCCUCUGUUCCCUUCAUACUGUCUCCUAAAUCAGGCUAUUCUCCUUCCUCUUCACUUUGCUGUCCUUCUCAAGCUCCGUGUCAGUCAGUCAGAUGCUGUCGUCAGAGGAUCCACUGCUCGGUCUUGUGACAAGCAGGCAGGGCCAGUGGAAGCUGAGCAGCUAUAAAUAAAGAGCUUGCUGCUUCUGUCUUUACUGCCGCUGUUGAGUAAAGAGGUUAGAGGGACAGAAACCAAAACCCUUUUCCUUGUCUAAAAAAAUGUGUUAUGUCCUCUUAGUUUUGAUUUUAAAACACUGUCAUGUUACUUGUGGUGGUCUCCAGUCAGAGGAAACCCACAUGUGAACUCAACCUAUUUGUACUUUAGAUUAGAAUGUAAAUAUGUCCAUAUUUAGGUCAGUGAAGUCAAAGAAAAAUGGCAUUGUUUUGAAAGGAUUUCACAGUCUUAUCCUGUUCAUGCUACACUGUGGUGUAAUUUCAGCUGGCUAUUAUUUUGUAAUGGCUUUUAUUUGCUUUGGUCAUUUUGCAAUUUUCUAAAGGAUUUUCCUUUCCUCUAAAUAAUGAAGCAAGAAUCACAAGGCUGAAGAUAGACAUGGCAAGAAGGCUUUUUUUUUGUUACAUGGUGCUUGUUUUGCCUUUACUUGUAUCUUUCUGUUUACAGUGGAUUAUGGCAGGUGCUGUGCUGUUUUCAUAAAGCUUAGUUUUGGUUUGGUGAGCGGCACUGGACAAAAGCAAACUAUGAGUUUUAAAUUGAGUUCUUUUAUGAUUUAAUUUAUUAUGUUUUUAGCUUUUAUUGUCAAAUCUAUGUGAAGAUUUCCUUCAGAGUUUAUAAGCCAAUAUUUGUUUUCAUAUCAGAAAUAUAAAAUCCUCAUUAUGUGUUCCAGCCUGAAAAUGUCUGUGGGUAUAAAAUUAACAUCUCACAUGUGAAACACUAUGAGGGAGGGUUACUCCCAGAGCAGCAGAGCAUAUCCACUGAGAGUUUAUCAAUAACCUCUAACAGAGUAGUGCCAAUGCGGACAAUGGGCUCUUGUCUAUUUGUUUGUGUGUGGGUGUGUGUUUGUGUGUGUACUUACUGCCUGUGCCGGAUGACCUUUGGUAUAAAUAGCCUGCCGGCGCUAGCUGUGGUGACAGCCGACAGCACGCAUCGUUGUGUGAAUUUGUUUCCUGAGUAGUGCUGUUCAUCGGUUAUCCCUCUUGGAACGCUGCCUGUAUGAGUGCCUGCUACCCAGCAACAGUGUGACUCCUCAUUUCUUAAAACUUGGGUCAGUUGUAGGCAUGAACUCAAGGUGCAUCUGCACACUGGUUAAUGACAUAAUGAAAUUUUGUCAACAAAAAACGCUGUAGCUUGUAUAAAAACAAGGAUGCAACAGGAUGAAUGCAGUUGUAAUACGAGGGAUGCAGGUCAGAUGUCAGUGGUGUGUCUAUGAAUGUUUUGAUUUGGUUAAGAUAACAUGUGUCACUACACCAUCACAAAAAAUGUUGCUCAGAGGGCUUUGACACAGCAGUCUUUGGACUCAUGCCAUUCCAACCUGCAGUAUUUGUUAAUAACCUGAGCUUUAUUAGAUCUGUCAAGUAUUACCAUUAGAUAUUGAUAUUUUCUUCUUUUUUUUCUCCCAGAUCUGGAGCCUGACGACAACACAUCCUUCUAUAUCUUAAAUGUGGGCCAGCCCCAAUCUAUGGUCACCAACCACCAGUCGAUUGGCUUGCCUCGUCAUGGCAUGCAGUCCCACUCCCAGGUCAUCAGCACCUCCCAACGCUUUCAGCCACACAAACCAGGACCUGAGCCUCCCAGUUAUGAGGCACAAGACUCCAAGUAUGGCACCUCUCCUUUGCUCCCCUCUGCUCCUGUGGAGGCACCCAAGGCUUUUGAGUGCCCCAGUAUCCAGAUCACCUCCAUCUCCCCCAGCUGCCAGCAGGAGAUGGAUGGCAAUGAGGAGGAUCUCAGGGCUAAUGGGCCUGAUGGAGACUACCAUGGCGACAGACCCCUGUCCAGAGACCACCUGUAUUUGCCCCUAGAUCACUCAUACCGGGACUCUUCACUCAGCCCAAGCCCCUGCAGCAGCCUGUCUUCAAGGAGCUGGUUCUCUGACGCCUCCUCGUGUGAAUCAUUCUCACACGUGUAUGAUGAUGUUGACUCAGAGCUAAAUGAAGCGGCUGCUCGCUUCACCCUGGGCUCCCCACUCACUUCCCCGGGCUGUGCCUCCCCUCAAACAAGUGGUGGAGUUUUGGAGGAGCAGCCACACUGGCAGCACCACCACCCUGCCUUUGUGCACCACUCACACUCCAUCAGCCUGUCACCCAGGCAGUCCCCCUGCCACUCGCCACGCACCAGUGUCACAGAUGAGAACUGGCUUAGCCCCCGACCACCAUCCAGACCCUCCUCGCGCCCCACCUCACCCUGUGGGAAGAGACGCCAUUCUAGCGCUGACAUCUGCUACUCUAGUUCUUUGUCUCCUCACCACUCACCAACACCUACACCAGGACCCUCACCCAGGGGCAGCAUAACAGAGGACACCUGGGCUGGUAGUCCUUCAGUAGGCAUGUCACCUUUUCAGUGUUGCCCAUCUGAAGUCGACAUCCCAUCCAAGACGAGGAAGACCUCGCAGGACAGGACAACAAUGCAGAGUGGGAAAGGGGAACUAGGGCUGGACGAUCAAGGAAGCAUGUCCCCUAAUCUUGACUCGCCUUCAGAGGAGGCCUUACACAGCCUGAAGAAGGAUGGCCCAGGGGAACAGUUCCUCUCUGUGCCCUCUCACUUCUCAUGGAAUAAACCCAAGCCAGGCCACACACCAAUAUUCAGGUAAGUUUGCCGAUAUUUGGGAGAUUAAACGCACAAAAGGGAAAUUGCCAGAUUCAGUCAGCCAAGUAACCCAGCAAAAGAUUUAAGCAGAUGUAGAAGACCCUCAGGGACAGGAAGUGUCUGGAAAUUCUGCCUUUUUUUAUCUUUUAAAUGUCAGGGAGGACUUUCUUGUUCUUCUGCAGCAGCAACAACAACAACAAAAAUCUGUUGUAAUCACAAUGUCCUUUUGUAGUUCCUGUUUGUAUUUGAGCAAGACUUUGUGUCUGCAGUAUCAGUGCUGAAUAGAUUCAUGAUGUGCCAUAUCAUAAAACCUAGAAUUUUUCUGAUAUAGUGCCAGAAAGUAAAGAUAGUUCAGCAAUAACUGUCACUUUAUCAGUAUAUUCAAGAUUUAUUAAGGCAAUAAUGCUGUAAUGAUUCAUACAGCUCAUGCCGUCAGUCUUAAAAACAAUUUGCAGAGUCGUGCUUAACAAUAGACAACAGUGAUGAAAAUAUUUAUGGACUGUUAUAAAGCUUGAAAACACUUUUGAUCCAGGCAAAAUAUUCUAAGUAUUAUGAUGUAAUAAACGUUUAUCAAGCUGCAAGAUGGAUUAUUAAUGUGGCUGUUGAUUAAACAGCAGAUCAAUGUUCAGUGAUCGGGAACUUUGAGCUUUAUAUCAGCCGUACAAUCUGGCUUAGUUACACCAUAGGGUAAUGCAAGUUUGUGAAUUUGUGCAUGAAAACAAGGGGCAUACAUACACACAACAGCAGCUUGCUAAAUCAUAGACAUGUGUAGACACACAGCAGCCUCCACAUCAAAAGGUGACAGAUCCAAUCGCAAACUCAUAGCAGAGUUUUGGGGGGAGAGGAGUCUGCUGUGCUGUCUGUUCUCCAAUGUGUGCAGCAGAUGAAGGCAUGGCCUUGUUUGUAUUCACUGGCCCCUAGCACUGUAAAUCAGCACAGGGCACAUAUGGCAAGGGGACCACUGCGCACACUCACGCACACUCACUCACACACACUUGCACACACACAGAAACACAAGUAUGGACAUAACACUAAUGCUCGCUCACAUAGAUCUAACACUCUCCAGACAAUAACUGGGAUACAUUGUCAGCUCUGGGGUUAGAGUCUUCAUUUGAUCUUUACAUUUUGUCCCUUGUUUGUGAAAUUUCCUAAGACAGUGACAGAAGAGUGUCUACAUUGCUCUAGAGUUGGAUUUUCAAACACAACAAACACAGCAGCCACUCCUUUUUUAAACUCAGCUGUUUAUCUUUACCUUGACCUACAAGUAUUUUCUUACAAUACUUCUACUAGUGAUGCUAACCUGCUUCAGACAGUUAACCACUGUGGCAGGAUAAAUGUUCGUCAGACAGAACUGAAUUCUUGGUUUUCAGAAAUUAGUUAUGAGAUCUGAGCUAAUCCCUGUCAUGAAAUAUAAGGUUGUGGAGUUGCCUGUGUGCAUGUGUCUUAGUCGUGUUUUAAACUGAUGGACCUCAUGGGUGGAGAGUGAUGGAGUAGUAUUAAAAAUUGGUCGGGUAUUCAGACAUUUUCUUCAAUCUUUUCGCAUCUUAUCCUCUGAGCUGUUCACAGUGAGGUGUUUUAUAAACAGUCAUGAGUUGGUAAACACAAUGGGCCAGUAUUACUGAUAGUUAAGUACAUUAUUGAGGGUUUAAGUCAUUAAGCUGAGCUGUGACUGGAGUUUGAAAACAAAGGGCCAGCAGGUUGCCAAUGCAUCACUAGCCUCAUACACACUGCAAUUCCGCAACAGUGCUGGAACAGAGCUCUGCCGUAAAUACGCCUUUGUACUUACACAUUGCACCCCCAAAAAGGUGUAACAUUGGUGUCCCAGUGUGUCAUUACACAUCGCAUUGCAUCAUGUCGUUGCGGUAGAGUGAGAGGUACAGCUUGUUAGCACACAGCAGGAGCUCUACAUACAUACUCAGUCACACGCUCAGACAUGUACACACAUACAGCACUGUUCUGCCCUGAUGGCUUCAGUGCUACACAUCACAGUCUCCUUACCCCAUUUUGCCUCUGUUACUGCCUCUGAAAGAGGAUCUGAGGCGGAGCAACUUCAACCCACCUUUGGUUGUUGUUACACAUUAAAGAUGAGGUGUAUCAGGGGUGUAAAUACCUGGCCUUGAAAUGGUGGUAUCUAAGUGCCUUCUGUGAAGUCAGUGUUUUGCUUUAUAUGAGUUGGACAGGUUUUGGAAUGAGAAAUUUGUUAGCCUUUACCGGCAGCGACAGAUGAUUCUCAAAUUCAUGAAAUUGGUGUGGAUGCAGAGGACGUAAUGCAGUGGAAGAAAUCAAAUGCUUUUUAUCUGGCAAGUGGUUUGUGUGUUCCUAUCCUGUGUGGCAGAUAUUAUCUACUACUGCUGCCUGUUGACUUUAACAUCAGUAUGGAUGGUUGGAUAGAAAACAUUUGACAGUUGCUGCUCAUGAAGGAGCCUCAAUCAGAUGAUCUUUAGAGGUUUCAUAUUCAACAUUAUUUUUAACAAUAGCCUAAUUACAUAUGGAGAGAUGGAAAUGGACUUGCAUUGAAGCUCGUACUCGGUGUUUUGGAGAGACCCCAUUUCUGGUAGUUUGUGGAAUUGGUCAAUGGAGAAGUGUAUGGGUUGUGGAGAUUUUAUCGGAGUGGGGACCUUGGCGCCCUGGACAGUCAUUUAAGGAAAGUUAUGCUAUGUGAAGACAGAGAUCAUUGUUCCUGCUCUGCUCUGUCACUAAGCUCAUAUGUCUUCUGUUCUCUUCCACGUCUGCUACUUUGGCAGCCACACAAACCCACACUUGCAGGCCUGUAAUCUCGUAGCUGCUAAAAGGAAACAUAAAGGUCAAGAUGCUUCGAUUGAGCUGUGUUAUAUUCGAUAGGUGAAACAUCUGAAAAUCUGAAAUGUUGAUAGCAUGUCUUUGCUUGUGUUUUAAAUAUUUCCACAGACAUUCAAAAAAAGAAUAGGACAAGUGUUUUGGUUGUGUGCCCACACAAACACACCAUACACAACCUAAAGGAUUUUAAGAGAACUUUCUCUUUUAUAGCUGUGGUGGGAGAAUCUGUAGAGUUGAUCUCAGUGAGUUUUGUGACCUCAAGACUACAUUAAGUUAAUCAAAACAAAAAAACUAUCAUCCAUCUUUAUUCCAAAGUGCAGUCUUUCCUCUGGAUUUGAUGCCAGUCUCUGAGGCAGAAUGUGAAAUGAAAGCCUCCACUGAAAGGCUGACUCACAUGUUUUUGAUUCGGCAUGAUCAAAUUUGUCUGCAUGUAGCCAGCACUUUGACAGGCAGUUGGAAAAGGAAGAAUUAAGAGAGUCAGUCAUGCCGACUCGAAGUUUACAAACUUUCCCUUAAAAAUUAUCCGUACUGUCAAAUAUCUGUCAUGCAGUACGCUUGCAUGCUAGGAGACUAUACGGCUUUGGACGGAACCAAAUGAAAGUUCAGGACACCAUGUAAAAGGGUGGACAGGGCAUUGGGUGGGCCCAUUAGACAGCACGCGCCUGAAGCUGCCUCCAGUACAGUUUGUUUACCAAAUCAAGUCAUACGUACACAUCCACAGGCAUACAGAGGGGGGGUCACGGAGCACAGUCUAUGAAAAUAUGAGAACCCACAAAGAAGAGGCAAGCUGCCAGAAAAAAAGAAACACCUGGAAGAGGCACAUACAGCUUGUGUUGUCCUUUUUUGAAGGCCACUUUCAUUAUGAAUUAUUUAUUGUGUACACUCCCAAGGUGUGACAAAGUUUUAUACUUGAGCUUUAACUACAUUCCAAAUACCUCACUGCUCAAACUGAACUACACUUCAUGUGUAGGGUAGACUUAGCAUUGACCAAAGUUAAAAUUGCUCUGAACCCUUUUUUUAGUACAUAAGAUAAUGAGACAUUAGGAUUCGAGGGGUUGUAUGAUGAAAUAGAAUGUGAUCAACAACGUUUAGAAAAGAUGAGGAUUUAUUGAUGCUAAUGGUUGAUGCCGGUGUUUACAAAAUGAUUUUUGGGAAAAACUCCUCUAAUGCACUCAGAUGUAGAGACCUGGUUUCUCUGCGGAGAAGGCCAGAGAGCUUUUUAUUUUCGAGUGCAGCUGUUCAAAUAUGAUUGUGGUCUACACAGAUAAAAAAAGAGGCAUGGAGGAAAAACACACAAUACCAGCUCCUGUGGUGGACUGCAUUUGUAUUAUACACUUGAACAGUGUUCACACAGACUCACACACAGUAAUUUACCCACUGUCUGACACACACUCUCUCAUCCCACCAGCCAUUCAAUGACCCACACUGAAGACUCACAAAAGUAAAGCCCCUUGAGAAAGUGAUUCACCCUAAAAGGCUUAACAGGGCCUAUUACGAGUGUUAAGUUUAAGAACAGGAGUAAUGCAUGCGGGCUUUCCAGUGAUUCACUGUCUGCUGGGGCUAAAUACACUGCAUGGUUUACCCCCAUUUAACACUUACAACACUGUCUACCAACCAUGAAAGGGGAAUACCGCAGCUUUUGAAUGUUUUCAGUCAGGGUCUUGUCAUCAGCUGUGAAUAGAGGAAAAGCUGGUUGACCCCCUAAGGUGUUGCAUUCAUAAAUAUAUUUCUACAGUUAUUUUAAAUGAAGAAAUGAUGUCUACUAAAACUAUAAAAUACUUGUCGUACACUGACACUUUGUGAACAUGCUUGUUUUUCUUCCCCUCCUCAGGACCUCCUCGCUGCCACCUCUUGAUUGGCCGCUGCCAAGCCAGUUUGGCCAGUAUGAUCUGAAGAUAGAGGUGCAACCUAAAGCGCACCACCGAGCGCACUAUGAAACCGAAGGCAGCAGAGGAGCUGUCAAGGCGGCAUCUGGAGGUCACCCAAUCAUUAAGGUAACAAAAUUGGACAUUUCACCUCCACAUGAUGUGCAUCACAAUGUCUUAAAAUGAGCAGUUUUUAAACAGGUUAGACUAACACUUAAAUACUAACAUGUUUAGUGGUAGAUAACACUUUUUUGACAUUUAAUUUACAUGAAAAUUCUAGGUCUUUUUCAGAGAACAUUAAUAAAAUGAUUUGCACCAAUGUCUUUGCCGCUUUCUUUUACGGUACACUUAUUACCAGGUAAUUAGCAGGUAUUUACUAAGUAACAACAUGAAAUUAUCUGGUACUUACAUGAUAACUACUAAGUCGAUACUGUCUAGUUUUUCUUUUUUUCUUUUUCUGUGCAGCUCCAUUUUCAAAAGCUAUAUGGGGUUCUUAUUUUCUAUGAUUGACACUUGAUACAGCCUAUGGGCAUGCAAAGAUUGCGUAGCGAUACGCUGUUGGAGCUGAGCAUUAUCACAGUGACUCAGCCGCCGAGUCAGACUCACAUGCUACUGCGCAAGUGGUGGUUCCAGGAAGCGGAGAAAAUCCUGGAAAUACCAGAGCAAUUCGGCUUCAAAUUUGUAUGAUGAUGGAAGGUUACCUACCUGGUAGCUAGACAGUAUUGACUUAGUACUUAUCAUGUAAGUACCAGAUAAUUUCAUGUUGUUACUCGGUAAUUACCUGUUAUUUACCUGGUAAUAAGUGUACUGUAAAAGAAAGUGUAACCAAAUUAAUGUAUUGCCAGUGUUUUCAUGGUGUUGUCCAUGUAUAUAUACUUAAGUCCCCUGAUGUCUGGCAUUUUUUAAAUCUGUUUCCACAAUUAACUACAUGCAAAAAAAGUCAAAUGAUUCAACUCUUGAAGCUUUUAGUGAUUUUGUCAGAAAUAGAAGGAUGAAAUAAAACUAAAACAUAUUUACGCGAAUUGAGCAAUGACAAUCUGAGAGGUUUCCAGAUGCAGGGAUUUCCUUUUGCAUAUGAGUAAAACUCGUAUUAUUCGCCACUAUUUAAACUGAAAGUUAUUUUAAAUACUCAUUGUACAGAGAGCAACAUCUGAACGAAAACAUGAAUAAAUGAUUAGACUAUAAAUAAGUUAUUGAUCAACUAUACAUGUCGUACAUUAACUGGCUGCUGUGAAUAAGAGCAGUACAUUGAGGGUUUCAUUUUACAGAUUUGCAUGUGUCAAUUGUCUCACGGAUCCUCUCCCAUGGCAAGACUGUCAGUCAACCUGUUUAGGCAGGAAGACAAGCAAGCAACCAGGCAAGGAUGCUGUCCCUGCAGCUCAGUCAGCUGCUCCGUCAUUUGAUAGCACCUGUGAGAGAGAGGGUGAGCCUGCAUAAAACUAGGGCUGCCGAGAGAGAAAGAUAGAGAGAGCAAGAGCGGAGGAUAUCAGUCCUAUUAAUAUUUCAAAACCCCAGUGAAAAGCUUCCUUUGUGUGUAUGAUUAAGAGCUGGGCCAUGACAACAGUGGCUGCGUUCAGUUCAAACCAACUCAGUCAGCCAAUCAAGUUGCAUUGCCACACAGAAUUUACUGUCCUGAAUUUAUCUUUCACAUUUUCUUCCAUUCCAUGAGUAUUGUAGUUGUCCUGAGAUCUUAUAAGCUUUUAUGUCAUCCGCCAAUGAUUUAAAAAAUGAAUAAUUGUUGCCAGGUCCACAUAUUUUACACACCAGGUCUGUAGGUGUGAUGAAUAGCUUAACAUAGUAUACUCUGUCUGUGGUGGGAGAAGCAUUCCCAGAUUUGUGUGUCUUGUUUUGGUUGUAUUGUACUUAUUGCUACGCAUUUGAGGUAGUUUAGUCAACACGCUACUUCAGUCACUUCCAAUAAUUCACACAGGUUUAACAGUUGAAGAAAUUACAUUCAACAGCUGUGGACAAAAAAUGUGUCACAUUAAAAAGGGCUAAUUCACUGCCAUUUGUUGCUUUAGAAACAGCCCAUGUCCUCACACAUUCAGUCAUGCAGGCUCCCUUCCGGCCAAUCAUUAACCAUUUCAACCUCAGUUAGACCAAGAUUCUAUCCUGCCAUAUGUGACGAUGCAUAAUUUAUCUGCCAAAUUUUCUCAACCAAGCGUUUGCCACACUUGCCCUCAUUCCCCAUCCCCAGAGGGAAAUGUUUGAUUAUAGCAGUUUCCUUGCAGGGGCUUGUGAGGGAAGAGUUUAUGUCUCAGCAGGUCAGACAAGGUGAAUUCAAAGUUGUUUCAUCUGCAACUUGGUUUACAAGAUCUUCUGGCUUAGCUCAGAUAUAAAUAGACCAUACUCCCACAAUGGCCAUCAUCUUGCGCUGUCACACUCAGGGUGGGAGGCUCCAAAAUUGUUCACGUGUUACCUCUGUGUUCUUUAAUCUGAUAAAUUGUGAUCAUUCCACAGUGCCCUGUUGAUAAGCAGCCAUAAGAGCAAUGGAUAGUGAAAAUACGGAGAGAGAGAUCAAACCAGGAUUGAAGUUGACUAACAUUUUUACCCUCCAUUAGCUUUCAUCAGAACACAGCUAAGCGUAUACUUUUAAAACAAAAACAAUGAAAAAAAAAUAUUAUAGAGAUGACUAGUUUGGAGUAUUAGUGUUUAUGUUGGUGUAUGUUUUAUGCCACCCUAUCUAGUCACCAGCUCAGUGGUCAUUUAUGCGACUUACAACCUGGAACAAAGUAACAAGACAUGAUAGCAAUAUUUGAAGAAUAUUUGAAGAAUAUAGUAUUUACAAAGGUUAGUUUGGAGCUUUCUCUUUUAUUGUGAUUGUCUGAUUUUGUUUGGCGGAAUCUUUUAAACUAAGAAUAAAAACUGGAAGCAAUUCCAAUAACAGAUUUCACAAAUCACAGUUCCUCUUCCUGACAAAUACUGUACAAUAAAUCCCUAGACAAUGAUCUGACGGGGCUCCUAUGCCUGUCUGGAAAAAUUAUUGUGAGUUUCCAAUUGUACAAACAUCCCAGCAUAUGAUACUACCACUAACUUCCAGUACUGCAAUAAAAAUUUAUUAAUUUGUGUGCAUGUUCACAAUCUCAUUGACACAAAAGGGAUGGAUAAAGAGGGAUGUAGAGUUAGAGAGGCACACAGACAACAUUUGCCUAUGAUGAGCGCUGGUUUGCAGGGCUUUGUGCACCAAGAGAAACUGAGAGGAUCACUGAGCACCUGUUUUUUGUAUAUUGGAUUAAAUUGUUUAGUGCCAGUUCCAUGGACCUGAAAAAAUUUAAUUUUUAAUGAAUCCACAUAAAUGUACUUUUUUUUUUUUACCCCUGACUGAAAAGUUUAUACACCAGAAUAAUUGAAAGCUGGAAGUAAACAUUCUAUACUGGGUCCUUUUUUGAAGUGGAUGCUUAAAAAAAACACUGACAGUUGACAUAACACCAACAGCUGGCUUGUGCUAUGUGUGGAUAGAUAGUAUCAGCAGUUGUCCAGCCGGUGUAACAGAGACAGUGUGUUUACUAAACACCUACUUCUUGACUGUUGGUAUUCAAAGCCUGUUUUUGAUGGACUGUGCAAAAAUUAACCUUGUUAAUGCAGUUUAUUCACUCUGCACAACAAAUACAUUUAACUCAAAAGCAACACAAGUGUGCUUUCUACCAUUGUUUGACCCAAUCAGUAGAAGUUGCAUUGAGAUUACCAUUCUGUGAUCAGAAAAAUGCAAAAUUUACGGUAAAAAGGUUCGAGCUAAAAGCUGAAAUUGGAGUAGAUGUCAAAGUCAUUCAGCCAAUCAUUCGGCUGUGUGAACAAGCUUGCACAUAUUAUGUUUCCCAGGUGCACUGCAGGUGUGAAGUAAGCUAUUCUCUGGAGGCAGAAUAACACUAGUGCCAGCAUGUAUGACUGCAGCUUUGUCAAAUUUCAGUGUAGAUGAUGUUUUUAUGGUAUAUAUUAUUAUUAUGGAUUUGGCAGCAGACAUGAACAAGUAGCUGUUUUAUGAAAUGAUGGUGAAAGAUAGUUUGUAUAGCAUGAAAUACAUGUUGUACUUUGAUGAUUAUAAUCCACUGCAACAAACAUUUGAAUGUUGUUUUUCUCCCAAUUGUAUAUUUAAAGAAAGCUUCAUUUGUAAGCUUGUAUAUUUAAAACUAAAACACCACAGUGCACCAGUAACUGCCCUGUUUAUAUAGUGUACUUCAAUGUCGCUUGCACCCUGUGGGACUUCUCCUUUUUCUUGGGUCUUGACUCUGGUGGUGUGAUGUCAUCAGAUGACGGCAUAGCUGCCAUCUGGACAUGGUGAUGACUUCCUUUUGUUACCAUGCUGUUGCUCAGAUCAAUGCACCACUGAGCUGCUGUGUCAACAGAAAACAAGAGGAUGUCUGGGAAAGGAGCUGUGUGCCUGCUGGUCUAGUUGACUUGUGUUUAAGAUCUGAAAUAUUGUACGUAAGCAUGUAAGAGAAAGAAGUGGGAAAACUGUGUCUUUGUAUUGUUGUAUCAACCCUAGAGUCUUUUGCACUGUUUUUCAUCAGGUCUGUCUGUCAAACACUAUUAUGAUUAGUCAGAAUUAGGACUUUGUCUGAUGUCUCUUGAGGAUUUCUCCAGACUUUGAUUAUUUAAUAUACUCUUUUGGGUUUUGGGACAGCAUGAGUUUGAAGCCUACUGUGCGACUGCGGCCUUAAUGUAGUCAGGGUGAGAAUGUAGGUCUUCUACCUGAUUGGAUGUGUCUGGUCUUCAGUAUCGAUAUUUUCUCAACAAUUCUUGUUACUGUGACUUGUAUAUGCUGUUUUGAAAGGUUGCACUUUGACAAUCAAAGCACUCUCUCUUUUAGCAGAUGAAGCUUUGGCUGCAAGUAUUGCCUCACAGGAACAUUAUCUGUACCCAGCAAGGAGUUGCAAACUUUUGCAACAUUACUCAGUUUUUGUAUUUUGCUACAGGUGUUAACCGCCAAAUCAUCUUCAGCUGUGUGUCCCACUAUAUGUUAAACCUUUUAAACUACAGUCAAAUAAGCUCUGAAGCUACUGUACUGUGGAUUUGGUAGUCUACUCGCUUGAGUAUGAAAACUUAAAGUUCCUUAUACUUGUAAGACUUCGGAUUCAUAUCCAGAAGUUAAGAACUGUAUUGAUUUGUUGAAGAGUCUGUGUACUUUGUGUUUACUUUAUUUGUAGAGUACGGCAUGGGGUAAUUUUUACAGAGGUAUUAAAAAGAAGUAUUCAACUAGAAUAACAACAUCUUGCUACACCAAGAAAAAAAAAAAACAAAGCUACAGGGUGGUAAGACUAGACAGCAACCUUAACUGCUAAUACUCAAAAAGACCAGUGUGAAGGUGUUCACCCUGUUAAACAGUCCUGCAACAGCCGAAGCAGACAUCUCAAUUUCUGUCUGAUUGCACAGUAGCCAGACAAAGACCACGACACGUGAGAGUGUUUACUUUGAAUUGUUUUGACAGACAUGAUUCAUUGCACUGGGUUCUGCAGGGAAUGCUCUGUAUUUCUAUGCAAAGUAUGGUCCUCAGGGCUCAUGAUAUCAUCAUUCGCCACAGUGGAGCAUUUGACAGUCCAAUUGUCAGCAAUGUUUGUGGUAUUUUAUCUGACUAAACACUAACAGCUUCUCUUUGAGUUAAGUGUAAUUAAAGUAUGAGACAGUAAUCCUUCUCAUUAUAGUAGCUGAAAGUGAGACGAGAAAAUCUUGUGCACUCUGAUGGUUGAAGUAACUUAUAACAUUCACACAUUUUAGACUUCUGUUUAUACAAUAUGUAUUACGCAGAUAUAUUAAUAACAUUCAAAUGUUUUAGAAUUUCAGAGGUUAUUCAAAAAUGUGCACCAGAUGGUUCUCCAUACUUUUAACCUCCUGACUUUUUGAAAAAUAAUUGCACAUAAUGCAUUGUAGGACAGCCUCGUCUCUGGCUGUCUGACUGGCUGUUUUAGCCAUUCCUUUGGGGCUCACUGCAGACCAUAAUCGGUACACCUGUUGCUAGGAGACAUGUAAGUCCAAAGCCUCUCUGCCUGGCUGAGGUAUCCUUGUGCGUAUUUAACCAGCUUAAUUGAGUGCUGCAGCACCCACACAAAUAUAAGAAGCCCCACUGGUAUUACCUCUGCCACAGGCAGACACAACAAAGAAAAGCUGCCAGAUACAGUAAUAGAUACAGUACACAGUAUUAGAGAGCCGAAUGAGUCUGCACAAACACUACUUAGGACUGCCUCAUUGUGUUGAAGUCUAGAUGGAAAACAGACAGUUGGAAAAAAAUAUGAUGCCCAUCUUUAAACUUGUUGCGACAGUUCAUAAAUCUAAAUGAAGCCAUGGUGUCUGGUAUCAAGGAUUUGUAAUAGAAUAUGCCAGAAGCUGUCCAAGACAGCCUUGUAUUUCCACUGGCUUGGAUGCAUUUAGUGAUUUUGAUCCCAGUGAUUGAAUGCAAGGCCAUGACCCCAUUACUGCCUGUUUCUGUCAUUCACUCUCACAUUUGAAUGCUUUUAACCUCUUUCUUUUUUCUUUCUAAUACAUUCAACCUUUGUCUGAUCAACUCUCUCUCUCUCUGUAGUGUAGCGUCAGCCAUACCUUUCCUGGUCACUCUUAUCUCUCACUCAGCAUGGCUCUCUCAAUACACGCUGUCUGUCAUAAUACAGGGACACACUCACAGUAUAGAGCUGUGUGGAUUACAGUGCGCUGUGUGAUCUGGCUGUAUGCGGUACAGUAGUGCCUUAGGGCUGUAUUUGAUGUAAACAUGUUGGAGGCUUGGCUCUCAUUUGUUGUAAUCAGGCUUCGCGCUCAGUUCGAAAACAGUCACUAGAAGGGGAGGAGAGGGGUGAGGUGUGUGUGUGAAGGGGAGAAAGAAGGGAGAGAGGGCGACUGGGGGAAGAUAAAAUGGGUAAUAAGAGGAACUGAGCGUGGACUAGUGUAGCAAGGCCAUAUACAGACCUCAUGCAGUAUACAGUACACGCUCCUGUGUAUGUGUACGUGUGCGUGCAUGUGCGUGCAUGUAUUGACCUUGUUUAAACAAACAGUCAACCGGCCCCCUGGCUCUCUCUGCCCUCCCUCGUGUGUUGGGCAAACAGCAAGCCUGUGUGAGUGUUGUCCUCUUGUGUAUGUAUGUGUGUGUGUGUGUGUGUGUGUGUGUGUGUGUGUGUGUGUGUGUGUGUGUGUGUGUGUGUGUGUGUGUGUGUGUGUGUGUGUGAGUGAGAAUGUCCAUAGAUUCUACAAUCUGAUGCCACAGUGCCACAGUAGGGAAACCACUGCCAGAUAAAACGAACCCACUUGUGACCUUGACCAUCACGCGCCGAUUUUUACAUCUGUUGUAGACACAUGCUAGCCAAGCUGUUACACACACACACACACACACACACACACACACACCUCUUUUUCUCGUACACACACGCAUCACAAAAGUUUCCAGUUUACACCUAAGUUUUUGUGCUUAACUCCACACACCCUCUGUCACAAGCUUCAGGCUGUAGCUUACAGGCUGACUGUAUGUAGCUGCUCAUUCACUCACUCACACACACACAUACACACACACAGUCUCACCAUGGCAACCGUGGAGCAACACAGGGAAACAACUUGGCAGAGUCAGGCGCUCGCUGUGAGAAAGUGUCGAGUUACGGCAGAAGGCUAGAGCAGAGGUAGGUGAGAGGCGAGGACAGGGACGGAGAGGGGAGAGUGACAAAGGGAAAAGAAGUGGGACAAGGAGGAGGAGGGGAAUGGAGGGAUGAAAACAAGACGUAAAGAGCAAGUAGAGGAGAAAGGGGGAAAACAGGGUACCGUCAGAAAGUGAGUGAAUUCUAAGUGGUAGUUGUUGAGACACAGUGUUUGAAGAGAGCCAGGGAGCAGGUGAUGAACUCUCGCUCUCUCUCUUUGCUGUGACCAUGUAAACAUACCAUUUUUAAAAGCCACAGAGCCCAAAAUAGGUCUUCAUAUUGCUGUCAUUUUCACAUUUUGAGCUAAAGGUUAAACACUCUGGUUUAUGUUUGUCUGGGGGCUGUUUGCGUGCGUAUGCAGUGAUUGGAGAUGUUUCCCCCCUCUGCUUGUGAGCCUUAUUACUGGAUCAGUGGAACAGAUGAAAGCCAAAAAUAAAUGGCGACUUUAUUUAGUGGGAGCUGAGUGUGUAACUGUAUCCAGCUGUUUUAUUUUAGGGGAGAGGGUUCAUCCUAAAUUUGAUCCACAGGCAGAAGCGACAGCAGCAGCGGCAGCCGUAAGUUAGUUACAGGCUCCGACGAGCGCAGGCCCAGCAGCAUGUGACUGGGUUUAAUGUCAGUGCGGUUUAAUAUAAGAACUGAUCUCUAUCAGGCCUCAGUUACUUGCUGACUGACCAGCUGACAGGCAAAAAGGUGAAGAGUUAAAAGUGCAGAGACCACCUUCCUGUGGUAUUUCUCACUCGAGCAUGGAUUUAGGGUGGUGGUGGUGGAGGGGUGACUUAGGAAUGUGAAACAAGUCAAGGGUGUUUGUGUGUCGUGUGCACUUCACAGUGGCAAAGCAUCCUACACCUAGACAGUAGUAUCUUCUCUGCGUGCUUGUUUAUAUGUCCGGUGGUGUUUUAUGGAUUUUUACUUUAAAUGUGUAAAUAGGCGCCUAAAACCCGCUAGUACUCCUAUCACAGGGCUGUGGCCAUGGCUUUUCCUGGAGAUGUUAAACAAUGCUUUUAUGUUGGACAGCCACCAGCACUUUCUUUCAAAAUUCUUUUUAUUGAGUUUUCCUUGAAUGUUUUUUCAAUAGCGAAUGUCAAGGCACAAGGGAUUUACUUCAACACCUAAAAAGAAAAAAAUAUAUAUGAUAGUAAUAAAUAUAUAAUUUAGAUGACUAAAUCUGUAAAUAUCAAAGUAAAAACAUUGCAAAUUAAAUAAAAUAAAAUAACCAUAUAGAGGAAAUACAGAGGAGAAAAAAAUUAAAACAAACAAAAAAGAGUAAAAAAUAAUAAUAAUGCCAACAGCACAUUUCAAGUAACAUCUUUCAAUAUUUUACAGAGGUUUUUAAAACCCAGAGCUAAAAACUCACCACCUAUUCUGACAUGUUUCUUUCUCAACCAUAAUCUUGUAUGUAAGAAUAAUACUUGUAAAGUAAACGUUCCUCUUAGUACAGUGGUUCUCAAGUCCAGUCCUCGAGGCCCACUGUCCUGCAUGUUUUGGAUGUUUCCCUGCUCUAACACACCUGAUUCAAAUGAUCAGCUCGUUAUCAAGCUCUGAAAUGGCUUAAUAACGAGCUGAUCAUUUGAAUCAGGUGUGUUGGAGCAGGCAAACAUCCAAAACAUGCAGGACAGGGGGGGCUCGAAGACUGGACUUGAGAACCACUGUCUUAGUACAAGCUCCUGUUUUCUAAUGUUGGCAUAAGUUUAAUAAUUGUUGACUUACCUUUAUAAAGCUGCUCCACGUUUUCCAGUGAUCUACAUAAACAAAAUUGAACUCAUUCAAGGGAAACACUGAAGAGAAAAUCACUGUUUUUAUGAGAGUUGCGUCUGCAGCAGAGUGACUGAAUCAGUUUAUCUGUGUGGCGAGUUUCUGUUUGGCCAGGGGCGUUGAUUCACUGCGACUGCUGAAGUGAGCCCUUCUUUCUGGCCCUCUAAUCAGGUUUUCCUGGUCGAUUAUUUGAUUUGGAGAGAACUCCUGGCCUGCUAAGUGUAUGUUUGUCAACACUCUGGCUCAACACCAAAUCCCUCAUGUACAGAGACAGAGUAAUAGAGAAAAUACAAGAGGACUUAGAGAGGUCGAGAUUAAAAGGGUGUAAAUAAAGGGAAGGAGUAAACGCAGACCUUUUCUAUUUGGAGGUGUCGGCUUGCGGUGCUGAAUAGAACUGACAAUGUAGAGUAAAUCCUUGGCUUUUAGGUUGCUUGUGGUUGAUUUUAGAAUAAUCCAAUUCCAUUUUGUGAGCUUUUUUGCAGUGCUGUUAUCUAAGAAGUACUUUUCAGUGUUUUUUUUUUUUUUUUUCCAUUGGUCUACUUCUUCCUUAGAUACAUUCCUCCGACACUUUUAACUCAUUUUAUGCUGUCUGGAACACACAUGGUGCUGCAAAUAAACAUGCCCUGAUUUAUGGAUGCACACAGGCACACACACACACACACACACACACACACACACACACACACACACACACCCUUUCAAAGUGCACUACAGGCAUGCAAACAGUCACAUGCACACAUAUACACCCGUGCAAGCUCUGCCUGUCUGUCCUCACUUCCACAGGGUGCAGACAUGACCAUAAAAACAAGCAACACAAACCACAAGACUGUUGAUCCCUGUGACUCCAUGUUUUUUCUUUGAAUCGGGAAUAAUGGUGUCAUUUACAACCAUGGAUUUCAUUCAGACUAGGAUGCAUACGAUUUGGACUUUCAUGUGGCUUUUGAGAUCUCAUGUGGUUUUCAAAGAUGAACCUAUUACUGGUUAUUAAAGGGGCCUCAUGCUGCCUUGGUACUUCUUCCUUCCGAAUACAUUUCAUGUGCCACAUACAGCAGUUUUGAGCAUCGGUUAGGUCGCUUCCACUUUGGCGCUGGUGUUGGAAAAUUUCUCAGUACAUGCAGCAGGUAACAGUUUACUGCAGCACCGAAAAAAGCAACAGCAGCAAUCAAGUUUAGGUAGGAAGCGCACACACCCAAAACGAGCACAGGUUACUCAUCUGUUUACUCAUUCUGAGGGAGACAUGCCUCCAUCAGUGAGCAGCUGAAACACAUGGAGGAUGUGGUAGAGGAGUAACAACAUACCUCGGGGCGGGUAGUUUUCCCCGCAGACAGAGCUGCCGGGUUUGAGAAUUUAUAAGCCAGAAAUAAAUCAGCAUUUGUCAAAGGAAUGAUUGAUUUAUGACCACAUGAAAAACAACUGCUUUCCUGAUAGCAUAAUUAUACAUGGCAUUAGAAGUGACUUUUUAUAUUAAUACAGUUGUUUUUUGUCAAGGUGAGGUAAGAGUGAUAUUUUGACAGGUAUGACAUUUUGCACAUGGUCCUGGUUAGAGUGAGAAAAAGACCUUUUCUUUUUAUUCCUUCGCUCUUUUUCAAAAGAAUAAAUUAAUAUCAAGUAUGUCAAAGACCCGUCUGAACCCUACAGGUCCUGAGCUGUAAGUUUGAGACUGUAUUUGUCUACCAGCCUGGACCUGCACCCCUUAGCCAAGCCUUCUUUAUAGCCUUUGGCCCUGUCUUCCUUUUAAACCACCUGAGACAUGAGGCUAGUCAUACAGGGUUGAUUUUGGAUGUUGAAUUUUUUAUGUAAAUAUCUAAAAUGAUGCGUUAGUCAAACUGGGGUUGAGAUGACCAAAGUGCUUCGUAAGUUCUUGGUGUUUUUUUUUUUUUUUCAUUUUGUUAACUUACCAAAAAAGAUUUCCUCUUGUACUAUUUUCAGUUCAGUUCUGUUUGGUGAAGCAAUGUCUUUAUUGAAUUCAGUAGCAAAACCCUGCAAGACUUAAACAGCUAAGAACAGUAAAGCAUCAGAAAGAUUUAGGCUUUACCAUCCUGCCUGCUUAAUAUCUGCCUCUGGGGCCCUGCACUCUCACAUGACCCUCUUCUAACACGGCAUAGAUUUUCAGUUUUUCCACAGUUCAGCUCAUCAUUGGCUCCAGUACACCUUGACUUCUUUCACCACAGAGGGCUGUUUUGAAAGUAGCAAAAGCAAGAGUGAGAGUCAGAAGGCUACCUGUUGAUCCAAUGACAACAGUUCCAAUAAACACCAGUGCCACCACUGGUUCCAGGAGGACACCUCACACUAAUGCUGGAAAAAAGCAGUGUUUAAUAAUUCCACAGAAAAACCAGUACAAUUAAUUGGCAAGAAAGACAAUAUUUUGAAACAAAGCAUGCUUUUCUCUGGAAGUGCUAGCUCACAGUUUCUCGUCGAGUACAUACUGUAUGUUUCCAGGUUCUCACUGUGACUAAUUUAAUCCUUUUUUAUAUUUUAGCUGGUUUUGGAACAGUUCACGACAAAUCCCAAGCUGCACCCACUUUUUCUCCUUCCACCGACCCCUCCCCACAUUUGCACCAAACAUUGACACAGCGGUGUGUGACGCAGACCUGCAGGCAGGAAAGGGUCAGGAGCCAGCUGUGGCAGGGUUGAGGUUUGGCAGUUCCUGGGGUGAAACAGCAAUGAAUGGUCUUGUUCUUCUCAGUUCCCUUCAAUGGGCUGCCCUCCAUCAGAGCUGGAGGUGUGGACUGCGAGGGCAGUACGCCGGGAGUGUAUGUGUAUGUGUGUGUGUGAGGGGGGCUGCCAUCUUGCAGCUAUCAGUCUGCCAAGUACAACAUUACAACAGUAGUGGGAUUGUGUGGCCUGAGUGUUUGUUCUGUCCCUCUGAGGAGGAAAGGUCCUGCUCUCCUCUCCAUCUUUCCCUUGUCUCUCCCCAACACGCAACACUUCUCCUUCAUAGAACAUCUCACCUGCUUGUAUAGAAACCAGGAUGCCAGCAGUGCUCUAGCUCUUACUGAGGAGGCAGCUGCUUUCCCAUGUGUGCCAACCAGACUGGCAUGCAUAAACCGCUGGAUUGAAAAUGUUGACAUUUUUGCAGGCCUUUUUCCCCCCUUUUUAAGAUUAGAUUAGAUUAGAUUAGAUUAGACUGACUAGAUGAAACUUUUUUGAUCUUUUUGGGAAGAUCUCCUCAAGGAAAUUAAAACCGCAUUGUAACUUUUAAGUGUGUUUUUUUUAUGUCUGAGACCACACACACUUGGUUGAAUGUGUCACAGAUAGUGCUUUUGUACAACUUUGUGCCAAAUUUAAUAUUUGAACUCAUUUAAUUCCACAACUUUAUCAUCUUAUAUUUUGUCUUUAAGGCAUAACCCAUUAUUUUCAUGUUCCAGCAAACCAGUAGUUUUUUCAUAUUUUUUUAAGCCAAUCCAGUGCUGCCCUUUUGGUUUUUAAAUGCUUUUUACAGUCACUAUAGGUGCUAACAACCCCUGUCUGGUCUUGAAGAGAUUAUUCUGGCCAGGUUCUAUGGCUCUGGUAGGGUUUUUGGAGAAAACUGUGCCCAGCAGAGAGGAAGGCAUGCAAGGGAAAAAAUUACAAGUCUUAAGAGUUAAAAACAUUCAGCCAAACUAGUUUGAAGCCAAAGCUCCAGAUGAAUCUCCAGCGGCUCUUCCAGAAAAGUCAUAACACUAUUGACCUGACAUUUAGAUUCCCUCCAAAAAUGGUUGCCCUCUGCUGGCAGUGGAAAUGAGGAGCGUAUUCUUUUGUUCACACCUCUCAUCUAGACCCAAAAAACUCACAUCUGUUUUCAAUUCUCUUUUUCUCUGUCAUGUCUCAGCUCAUCGGCUACAGCGAGAAGCCUGUCAACUUGCAGAUGUUCAUUGGAACGGCAGACGACCGUUACCUGAGACCGCAUGCCUUCUACCAGGUGCAUCGGAUCACCGGGAAAACCGUAGCCACAGCCAGCCAAGAAAUCAUAGUUUCCAGCACCAAAGUUCUUGAAAUUCCUCUCUUGCCUGAGAACAACAUGUCAGCCAGGUAGGUGUCAUAAACACCUCAGGGUUAUAAAAAUCAGUCAUGUGAUUAUCACCAUCAAGAAAUAACAGUCUGAUCAAACGGAGACCACAUUUAUGAUCAUACGGGACAGAAACAUGGUCCAGAGCAGAUUUGAUAGAUUUCUGAAUUUAGAUUAAUGGGAAACCUAAAUAGAGAGGGAAAACUUGAGGGUUUCCCAUUAAGCAGUAAAAACAAACUUAAUAAAAAUAUUUAUGAUUCUGAUUACUCCUAUAGUUGUAUUUAUAUAGGGUCUGGUUUCAUUUACACUGGAAUUCAUAGGAAGGGGUUUGCUUUGGGGUUUAUUCUUAACAGUUGUAAUAAGUCAUAUUUACAGGCAUUUUUAUUUUAUGAUUCAACACUGAGUUCUCCUCUCAAUGCCCGUCCCCUGCUGGGCAUGUGGUUGGUUUUAUAACCCCCAGACCUUCGCUACUUAAAUGUGCCGUAGAUGAUUGCAAUCCCUGUGGUGCCUUAUGGGGCCAAAUAUUUUCCCUCUACCUCGUAGUAUCGACUGUGCUGGCAUCCUGAAGCUGCGGAACUCCGACAUCGAGCUGCGAAAAGGGGAGACGGAUAUAGGAAGAAAGAACACAAGAGUACGUGUUGUGUUCAGAGUGCACAUCCCUCAACCAAACGGGAAAGUGCUGUCACUGCAGGCCUCCUCUAUUCCUGUAGAGUGCUGUAAGUGUCCAGAAACACACGCACUUACACAGCCAAACAAGCUCAUUCAGAAAAUUUGCCAAAUAAACAGACAAGAAUACACACAAAAACUGUACCGUACUCAACUGUCCUAGACUGCAAAAUAAUCAGAUGUGUUCCUUUUACUGUGUCUGCCUGUACUGAUAUAUGUUCUCUUGUCUAUGCUAGAAAAAAAUGACCCUAUUCUCCGUGUAUAAUCCUCCUCUUUUAUCCUCAACUCAGCCCAGCGUUCAGCUCAAGAGCUGCCCCAGGUGGAGAAAGCCAGCCUGACCAGCUGUCUGGUCAGCGGGGGAGAAGAGAUGGUCAUCACUGGCUCUAACUUCUUCCCGGAGUCCAAGGUCAUAUUCCUGGAGAAAGGCCCUGGUAUGUUUGAUGUUUGCACAGCAGCUCAACCUUAAAACAGCACAGAAGAAACAGCUUGUGCCAAUUAUGAGCGUUUAAAAAAAAGUCAUGUUUUAUGGUUGCUGACGGAUUUUAUCACAGAGGCCACCAGAGUAAAUAGUUCAUGUGUCAUUUACUGGAGGGGGAGUUGGUCAAUGAUAUAUUUAGGCUGCAAGUUAGUGUGAGUAUUGCUUAUACACUGACAUAGAUUUGUAAAUGAGCAGGAACUCUGCAGACGGUUAUAGAAGUUUUUGAAGGAGUCAUGGCUGACAGGUGUGCUGAAGAUGUUUUUCUCUUUCUCUAUCUUGAUGUAAAUGAAAUACACUUACACUGGAAGAAAAAUAUUAAAAUACAUUAAAGGAAGAUAUUACUUUAAAGGCCUGAGACAUGGAAAUUUGAUGCUAGAAGAUGAGUCUGUCUAACCUGCUUUGCACUGCCUAUGUAACUACAAGAUGAUAGAAUAAACAGCACGUAUGUCAGCGUAGCUUUGAUUAGAUUAGAUUAGAUUUCCCUUUAUUCAUCCCUCAGUGGGGAAAUUAAAAUUGUGAACAGCAGCAGUACACACAACAUACAAAAAACUAAUGAAUAAGAUAAAAGAACAAGUGUAAAAAAGAAAGAGCAGUGCAAGGGAAGGACAGUAUUAAAGACAAGUAUAUGAAAAAUAUAAAAAGAGAAAAAGAUCAGUGCCAACAAAAAACAGGUAUGGAUGUGAGGAUGAUAGCAAAAUAGCAAUAUAUUACAUUUAAAAACUGGAAGUAAGACAGAUUUAUUUGUUGAAAAUAGUUAAAAAUUGAGAGAAAGUUACUGUCAAAAAAUGAAAUUACAAUGAAGCUCAAACAGCCAUUACCCAAUCUUAUACCUUGGGCUGGUGCAGUCAUUUCCUUUGAAUAAAAUGAAUGUAAUACGCAAAACAGAGGCACGCUGUGUGUCAACACUGGUUUGUGUUGUGAAAAUGUUACUCACAAUUUUUGCUUUGCAUUAACUGAAAAACAAGGGGGAGGUGUGCUGCAUUUACAGUUCCAGUUUAUAUAUGCCGAGAAGAACACGCACUGCAGUAACACCUUUGGUGCAACUCCUGUUGACAGAAUAGAGUUUUGAAAUGAUAUGGAGGAAGUCUCCACCUUGUAAAAAUGUAUGACUUUAAAUGUUGUUCCAGUGUUAUCAGCAAAAGUCUCCUCUGGGGAGAUAAUUGAGUUGAAUUCUCCAUGCCAUUCAUCCUGUUUGUUUUCUAUCACUGCACUUUCUCUGCCUUUCCUCUGUGCAAUCACAACACGUGUAAUAGCUGGAAUCCCUCAGAUGGAAAUUUUAAAUAGGUAGCAUUUGUUGAGCCAGUCCCUGCCUGCCCGAGAAACCUUUGUCAUGCAGAGCAACAGAGUCAAGUUCACACAUGGCAGAGAGUGAACAGUGUUGUCUUUGCAAGUGAGAAGAACCAUUCUUUCUCUAAGACUUUGUCAGGGUAAAAAACAGCCUGUAGGAAUGCCUUUAGCUCCUUCAGGUGAAGCAUGGCAUAAAAACGAAGCGUGGCUCAAACAACUCACUGACAGUUAAAUAAGAGAGAACCUUCGAGAGGUGCAUCUUGGAUGAAGCUGGGCCCCUUGGUGCAGGAAGGCAGCGGACUGUGGAAGGAGACAGAAAGAGCAUGAAAGGGGAGGGGAAGAUGAUGUUGAUUAGGUUUUUGUAAAUCAUCCCCUUCAUCAUGACUAAUCCGUCCGCUUUAGCGCAGAAAGACACUGAUUGGAGUAAGUACAGAAGUGGAAGAAAAGAAUGAACUGGAGGCAGUGACAGACAUUUUUCCACCAUCUCUCAUAAUUGAAAGACAGCAGUGGGAUCAUAAAGAAGUGCAGAGACUGGCCUAUAGUUUCCAGUGCACACAGACAGAUUAUGAAUUUGUACUAUAAACGUUCUACAUCUGUGUUGUGAUGCCAUUUGUUUAUCUGUGAUCUGUUUCUUUUUUGAAGCAGGAUAACAUUAAAUAUGUUAACCUUCACUGCCCAUUGUUAUGCAGUUCUUUGGUUUGAUUGCUGUUCCUUUACUCCCUUAAUUAAAUCUUUGUUCAAAUCAUCUAAUUUUAAGCUGAUAUAAUCUGUAGAGCAGGUAUAAGACUUUUAGAAACAUGAAACAGAUGUCUGUUUUUCCUUUCUGGUUUUAGCAGUGGUUCCAUUCAGGCUUUCAAGGUAAAAUUAAAACAGUCUUGAAUCACAUCUAUUUAUUUUUCCUUUUUUGAUAUUUAGGGGAAGAUCAGGAUAAAAUGAGAGUAAAAGGAUGACAGAACAAGCGAGUUAAUAAAUGUAGAAUUAGGUCCAUAAUGAGUAUGAGUUUUUCAAUUUUACAGGGCUGACUGUUUAUGUAAAGGAGUAAACUCGGCGGGCUGAAACACUACCUGCUUUGACUAGCGGUUAAACCAGCGUGUGCAUUCUGCAGUCACCAGAUAGUUUUGGUUGCAAAAGCCAAACAGCUGCAGGCUUUUACAAAGAGACUGCAACGUAAACAGCAAUCACCCUCAUCAUUUCAUUUCUAUCUUCUAGCACAAUGGGUGCACACUUGCGUUCCCCUCUGACUGGGUGUUUUGAGGAUGGGAGUCAUUGUUUUAGGUGGUAUGAGGUUCCUGUCGGUGCUUGUUGUCUGACAGAGCAUGAGGGGCCCUUGCUUCUGCCUGUUGAAUGUCAACAUGCUGCGCUGCAAUAAUGCACCGCUGUCAGCUGCAAAGACAUUUGAGGUCAUUUACCUGUCAUUUAAAAGUGAAGCCCUCUCCUCUCGGUCUGUGUGGUGUUGUGACUGGUUAAUGUUCCAGUGGAUUACUGAGAGCUAAUGAUAGGGAGAUUCAAAUGGGUAAAGUGCUGUCUUUAAGCAACAGAAGAGUGUGGAUUUGGGUAGGACGCUGAUGAAGCUAAAGUAACCAGGCUUACGGUUGAGUGUUUACUUUGAAAAUAUGGGCUACUCCUCUCUGCAGAAAUGUUGCAGAUGCCUAACAGCGGUAUCUGAGGGAAUCCUUUUGGGUUCUUGGGAGAGGUCAUGCAGGUGCAGAGUGAGAUUGCAUCAUGUAAACACAAAAAAGCAGCAGACUGCAUGUUUGUUUUCUAAAGAUCUCAUCAUGCUGUUUUUUUUAUGGUCAAAGUUUUGAUGCUAUUGCAGCAGUGAUAACCAGAUCUCCCUCUAACCACACUGUAGGUCUGUCAGUGUUUUUAUCCUGACUGCUUCCUCCAAGCAUCUGCCCUUAAGAUGUCUGGCCAAAUAAUUAGAUCUUUCUAAGGGAAACUGGAAAGGAUGUUUUCUAGCCAGAAAUCUGGCAUUGCGCAGAGGCAUUUUAAAAUGAAUACAAUUAUUCCACUGGCCCUUCCAUAAUUCUAACCAGACUAGACAAACAGCAGAAUAUUUGGACAUUUGAUUACUAUUUAAUAGCUGCUAAGAUUUUCUCCAUGGGGCGUCUGGACCUCUUAAAAUGACCUCAUUUUUCAUGUCUCCUGGUUCUGCGGAAUAAAGUGAAAUCUUGUGCUUUCUGAUGCCUCAUGUGGGUCUUAAUCUCUGUCUGUUUGAGAAAGCACUGUACUCUGACAUCAUCAUUAAAAUGGGGGGAAAAAAACAGAGAAAGACACCAGAUGAGGACAGUUGCUUUUAAAAAAAAUAUUGCAGACUACAUGUCAAAAGGGAACUUGUGAAACCAUGGCCAUCACUAUAUGUUGGUAGCCGUUUUUGGUCAUUGCUUAUACGUGAAUAAAAUUAUUUAAAUAUAAUGUUUAUAUUUUUAUCCAAAACUUGAACUAUUUUUAAUUCUCUUAAUUUUACAAUUCCAGUGAUAACAGACCAGAAUGGGUCCUUCCACAGAUUAUUUUAAUGCUCAUCAACUGUUGUGGUUUCAUACAGUAUAAACAGUAAUAAAAUCAUAUUUUCUCAUUCUCUCCAGAUGGGCGACCACAGUGGGAAGUUGAAGCAAAAAUAAUUCGUGAAAAAUCUCAAGGAGUAAGUACUCUCUCUUUUUAACAACACAGGUGUUCCUCGCCAUUCUGUCUGUUAUAUUUGCACUUCAAUAAACUUUUCUGCUGUAAGUUGUGAAAUGAUUUUUGCAUUUUAUGGUGUUCAAAUAGCAUGCAAAUAGUUUAAUGUUUUCUCUGUAAUGGGUGGAUGGAAAUAAUGUUCAAUGGUUUUUCAUUUGUAGUCAUGCAUCGUGGUGGAGGUCCCUCCCUACCAUAGUAAGACUGUGGGCUCAGCUGUGCAGGUGCAGUUUUAUGUCUGCAAUGGAAAGCGGAAAAGGAGCCAAUCACAACGCUUCACUUACCUCUCAGGUAAGGAGAGUUUCCUGAAUCUUAAGAGGAUUUUUUUGUUCAUAGUUUUUCCCCCAACAUUUCAGCUCCUAGGCUAGAAAAGAAAACCGCUUUGUUACUUACUGUAAGUAUUUCAGACCUUACGACAAAUUGCUGAAACCAAUGCUUCAAAAGUCAUUUUGCUGAGAGUCUCUGAAGCUCUUCUUUGAAUUUUUAGGUAUGUGUAUUGUUCCCAGCUGUAGUCAAUCUCUCAAAGUCAUGACAAAAAGACAGACCGAGACAGUUGUAACAUACUUUUCAUGUCGCACCCUUCUCCACAGGGCUUUGCUGACCCCUUUUUUCUGCUCCCCUCCCCAAAGAAAACACUACUGUGGUUCAGAAGAGGGUCUUCCAUGAACAUUAACAUUAACACCUGCCAACUGUUUGUUUACUAAAGCUUACUCCCAUGCACGCUUCUAUGAUGCAAAUCCUUUGCUGUCCAGGAAACUUUCAUAAUUGUACAGUAAACUUUGAAUUUUGGUUUCAUAUAAUUAUCCCAGCAUUAAAAAAAUCCCUUUUUUUUAACAUUUUGAUCAGAAAGUUUCCUUCAUUUCCCUCAUUAAAGCUAAAUUCCUUCCUUGCUAUCUGAUAUUGUUAUUGUUUUUCUUUCUCUUGAAGUUAGUCAAACUGAAAACAAUGUUGGCGGAAUAUAAUGACAAUUUGUGCAACAUGUCUAAACCAUGAGUUUUACCACAACAGUGCGUAUGUUAGUGUGUGUAUGCAUAAAGCAGCCUUGCCCCUCCACCCACCCAGCCUUUCUGUUUGCAAGCACGCCCACUCGGCACAGACAGUUCCUGUUUUCACCGUUAACAGAUCAGGGCAGCCAAUCAAAGCAAAGUAGCGUAACCCCGCUCUGUCAGGCAAGCUGGGUUUCUGACACCACCAGUGUCACCACGGACAACGCCUGCUUUAUUGUGGCAAAAAAUAAAACUGUUUUAUUGUGGGCUGGGUUGUAGAAGGCUUGUCCCUGUUUAGGGAAAGAAUAGUCUGGAAAAAGUAUGUUUUUAAAAGAGAAUUUUCAUGAAGAAGGCCCCUGGCGCCCUUUAAAAGCUGCAUUAAGACUGGAUGAAAUAUGAAAACAACCUGAACCUGAUCCCACUCUAUGUUCAAAUACACUGUACUUUACCCUUCUCGUAACCUUCAAUCCCAUCAACUCCAUUUUUAGCCAGAGUAAACCCCAUUUGGCCUUUUCAUGCCCCUCGCCUUUCAAUCCCAGAAGCAGAGAGGGGUGAGGAGAGGGCAUGAUCAGUGAACUGGUUUGUUCUGUUGUCUGCCGUCUGAUCUGGGCUGCGGGGCAUUCAGCUCCUCUUCCCACACAGCAUUUCACAUGAUGGCACCCAGAAUGACAACAUAUGCUCUCCCUCUGAUUCAGAGCUGGAUAAAAAUAAAACUCACUGUCACAAGGCACCAGAUUGAGAAAUAGGUUACUGAUUGGCAUAGCAGUGCUGUUAGCUGUCACAGUAAAAGGGAAUGGCCCCGUUUAUUAUCGAGAUGUCUAUCAGUUUGUGGCUUUUUACAUCUGGAAGGAGACCCACUUCACAAACCUUGAAUUUGAGAGACUAAGUUCACUUGCUUCGAGAUUCUUCUGACCUAGUUUUUCUGGUUGUGCUGAGCAUUUUUUCAUCUUAAAAGCCACAAAUUGAGGGGGCUAAUCUGUGGGUGUUGAAAAGACAACAGAAGAAAAUGAACCGCUCCAUUUGUAAAGCUGUCUUGAUGUCAUUGUACUACUGUACCUGGAGCAAAAAUAGCUGCGAAACUGACGAUGUUGCAACGCAGUGACUUGAGAAACUUAAAAGAUAACGUACUCUUACUCAUAAGCAGUGUUUGAUUGAUAGACCUAACUGACAAUGUGUUUUUUUUUCUUUCAUCCUGUCACUCUUUCCUCUUUCAUCACAUGUCUCUUCCUCCCUUUCUCUUUGUUCCUCUCUCUCUCUCUCUCUGUAGUCAUGGUAAAACAGGAGAAUAGAGAUGAGCUGGACCUUCCUGCAGUACCCCCUAUGUCCAUGCCCCUGGCACAUGCUGCCAGUUUGGUGCACACCCAGAUGCCUUCUCCUGAGCAGGGCCACCCAUCGGACAACCUUCUGUCCAGCUCCCCUCGCGGCCUGGCCUCGGGCUCCGGACCUGGCCUGCUACCCUUGCAGGCCCCCUGCCCCUCCCUGGGCUCCCCGUCUUUCCAGCACCUGCCUCACCUACAGGGGCGCAGUUUGCAUCACCCCCCCGCAGACUGCCACAUGCCGUUCCACCCGAGUCCUGCUCCUCUCCGGCCCUCCUACCAGCCUAUGCAGCACAGCCACAGCCACAGUCACAGCCACAGUCACGGUCACAGUCUGCCCUUCAACGGCCAGUCUAGCUUGCCCCCUCAAGGGUACGAGCGAUUGCCCUUUCAGCACAGCCCCAGUGCAGCACCACACCAAAUGGGCAUGGGAAUAGUGUACCCUUCAUCCCCCUGUUCUUCACCAUCAGCACCCUCCUCUUCCACCACCAACUCCAUUUCUGGGUCUCCUCAGAGCCAGCAACCCCUGCUUCCCCCUUCAAACCCUCACCUCCACACACUUGGAGGCUAUCACCCAAACCCCACCCAGGUUCCCUCUCCAGGUGGCCACCCACUCGUGGCGCAGCACUCCUCCCAGCUGCAGAGGGCUAUGGGCUACCACCCUGUGGGUCAACGGUCAGCAUCCUGUCCCACAACAUCCAGUGCCCCACCGCCGCCACGGAUGAUUCCCACUCCACACUCUGGGCCAUCUUCUCCUCAGCUCCACUCUCUACCCUACCAGUCCCCCACCUCAUCAUCCCCCACUUCUGGAGGCAGCCCCCUGGGUCCCCUACAGCAGCAGCAUUCAGGACAGCCUUCACCCCAGGCCACAAGCCCCGUCAUGACCAGCCUGUCCCCGGCUGCAGCGGGGCCUCUGGUUCACCCUCUGAGCCCGCAGGGGUCCUUCUCACCAGAAGGAGAAAGGCUGAACAUCAAGCAAGAGCCAGAGGACAGGGAGCCCACCUUCCGCUCUAUCGGCCUGCAGGACAUCACGCUGGACGAUGGUAAGAUAUUUGUUCACCUUACUAACCUUUGUAACAACAAAAUGAUUUUGUUUUUACUCUAAAAGCUGGUUAGUCCACACAGAGGGGCACAGGAUGUCAACAGAAGGUUAUGUUAACCUGAACCUCAUGGAGGGAGUACUUUAGAACAGGUAGGGUGGUCAGAGAUAAACAGGUUACACUGCACACACAGAACAUUUUAGAUGUUUUAAAAGAGAUGCUGUCGGAUGCUUACACUGUUUUUGUUUUGUUUUUUAAUUCAUGUCUCUUUUUUUCUGCUCUUCCUCUCUUCAGUUUUCGGUCAGUCCAGUCUUUUUCUUUCAUUAUCACAUUUCCCUCUCAUUUUUAUUUGUAUAGCAGCCCCAUCUGUGAUUCAUCUCCUAUCAGUCUAAAUCAAGGGUCUGCUGAGAGAUCAGAAUCACUCUGCCAUACGUCAUUGUCAUGAUAAAUUUGUUGUGACAUACAAAGGCACAGAGCUCCAGUUGGAUUUUUCAGGGGCUGCCUGAAACCAUGAUGCCUGAUAAUAGUGACAGCGUUUCACCUGUUAUAAAAGCAUGCUGUGGCGUACAUAUUGAGGGGUCCUGUGACUUGGUGUCAUGUUACAUAGACAAACUAGAACUGAUAAGGGUGCUAUCACAUUAAGGUGCUUAAUUGUAAACACAAUGCUUUUGUACAUCUGGCAGCAGUUUGGAGAUUAAUUACACUCUGUAUUUUGUGGCGUGUUGGGGCGAGAGACAGGCUUGCAUCAUUAUGUGCUACUUGCAAGGACUGCAGCGGGAAAACAAAAAACUACCGUUGUGUUUUGCCGCAGCAAUUACUUCCUCUGUGUGUUUCUGUGUAUGUGAGCAGCUGUGUAGGUGUUCUAACGGCCUUAAUUAGCAUGUUUAGAAGAACUUGUUGACUUAACAAUUGACUGGUGAAGUCAGAGCACGUAUUUAGCAGCUUUUUUUUUUUUUCUCUGUCAUUCAUAAACUCUGCUUCCUUAUCUAAAAUGUGUGUCCAAAACUAUUCUAGGUCAUCAACAUCCUUAUCUUGAUUUCACAGCAUUGGUCUGUUUUGUUAACUCCAGCACCACAUUUAAAUGAGGCUCCUAAAGGUUUAGGGUUAAUAAGUAGCCUGGUGAGACUGUGUCAGAGAGGUGUGAUAUUGUGUGCUAGGAAGGGUCAGCCUAAUUAACACAGAGCCAAUGUCAAUAAGUCAUGUGUGAAAGACCAACAAGCACUGAGGUCCAUCAGAUCGUAAAACACACGACCAUGCAUGUUACUUAUGUAAUCAGUGUACCUAAUCGUAUAUGACGACUUCGCUUUUCUGUCUUUUUUUUUAACAGGUUCACAUGCAGUCGCAUCUUUGCACUCAGACAACCUUUAUCAUCAUAAAUGUUUCACCUCAAAAUCAAAUUUAGACACACAGCUUCUCUAAAAGUAGCCGGCCAGAGUUGCUCUAAUGAAAAAAGUGUAAGAAAAGUUUGUGAGUGACACGGUUCAGCCGAGAAUGUAAGCUCUCCCUUUGAGCCUGUGUCUAAAAAUAGCUUUCUGUGCCAGCCCAGCUCUGUAGGCCAUGUUUUGGAGUAGCACUGUGAGGCUUAAAACUACAGCUCUGAGUUUUAGAAGGUCGCAGCUCUCUCUCUUAAGUAGACCAUUUUCACUCAAGUUUGACAUGGAUGGAUGGGCCAAAUAUUUGUAGGUAAUGAGUAGUAAGACGUGCACAACAUUUAUUUAAUGAAACAAUUUCAAAAGUGUAAGCAAACAUGUAAAAAUAUCGGCUGUUUAAAGUCUGCAAAUAUAUUUACAAAUGUUCAUCAGGGCUGCAUGAUGUUGAAAAAAUCUGAUCUUGCAUUUUUUUUAUUUCUUUUUGCAAAACAUAUUGAAAAAAACAAAAACAAAAACAGAAAUUUAUACCAGAAAAAUGCAGUGUAGUUGAAGUGCUUAGAAAUGCAUGCAUACUAUUUAUAAUAUGGAUCUUUAAGUCUACCUUCCUAUUUCAGAUCGAAUCCCCCUCCCACUGAUAUCACACUGAGCCCGGCCCUCUGAGAGCAGCUUUGGGGGGAGUAGAAAGUAUAAGUGUAGCAGCAUGUUACCACAUAAAAUACAAAAACUCACCUUCUUUUUUUUAAAUUUAUUUAUUUGGAUCCCUAUUAGCUACUAACUAAGUAGCGGCUACUCUUCCUGGGGUCCACAAGAAGACAGUAAACAAUCGCAUAGAUUAAAAUGAUAAAAAUCCAAACAGGAGAACUAUUCAAGAUGUUAAAAUCAUAACUAAAACAAGAAUUAUGAUGACAUUACAUUUACGGUUACAAUAGACACCAAUAAAAGCCAAGAUAAAUCUACUAGUAAUCAAAAUCUCAUUGGCAUGUAUUGUAUGUUGUCACAGCCUAAUGACUCUUCUGCAUAUGGUUUUCACAUCACUGCAAUGUUCUCGCACUGCAGGUGUAGAGGCUUCAGGUAAAAACUCAGAGCUCAUCAGUUUGUGUUAAUUUGCUCCAGAUGUUAUCAAGCACUGACAUAAGCAGGACAUCACUUUCCUCAAGAUCUGUCUCAUUAAAUCAAGCAUUUCCAGGUAUCUGCAGCAUUGGGACUUGCAUGCAUGUUUACAUUCUACAUUCAUGUGACAUUGAGAAAUAUAUAUAUAUUGUUCAGCCCAAACUCCAGUGUCCUCCAGAACAAUCCUUUAAAGAUGCAUUGUGAAGUAUUUUGCAGAGCAGACUCGGUAGAAAUGGAAUUCAGUAUUCAUAAGUAUGUUAAAAAUAGCGUACAAUGACCUGAAUAUAAAUCUUUUUGGUUCCCUAAGAAUAAGCCUUUUUUAUCUACAUAAGAGUGGGUCCCUUUUAAAGGGAAAACAUACUUGACUCUCCAUGUUCCUAAAGUAGCAAGUAGUGACAAAUGUGUUUUUGUAUAGAGUAAAUAGCCAUGAGUAAAGCUACACUUGAAAGAUGGAGAGGGAGAGAGUGGUUUCUUUGUACAAAAGAAGUGUACUAAUAGAUAUAAGCUGGUGGUGACAAAUGAAGGAUCGUACUCAUCAUGCAUCACCGGAACCUCUUGUCCUCAAAGACGUAUGUUGUUUCACAAACAGAGAGGUCAGAUGAUGCUUCCGAUUCUUUACCUUGUAAUUCUCCAGAUUUAGAAAAUAAAUCUUUAGUAAAAUAUUUUGAGUUUGGGAGUUUUUUAUGUUUUUUUUUCUAGAAGCAGGUAACAUAUAUUCAUAAAUUUAAUAUCAUACAGGCAUUUCACCUGAAAUUACCUCCUGCUGCAGCAGUAUCACAGAUUUGUGUCAGUGGCAUGAGAAGGAAUAUGAAUGUGAGUGUGUAGAAAACUGCUCUGGUUAGCAAGCAGAUGGCCUGUGUGACGCACACCAGAGCAUGCUUGAGAUAUGUGUGUGUGUUUGUGUUAGAUGAGAUAUUGUGUUUGUGUGUAUCUGUUUGAUGUAGUGGAGGAGUGAGUGUACUGUGUGUGUGUGUGUGUGUGUGUGUGUGUGUGCGUGUGUGUGUGUGUAAGGCAGGAGACACAGGAGGUGAGAAGACAGACUGACAGACAGAUGGACAGACAAGGUCAGGAUCCAAGCCCACUGCAGGGUCACUCAGCCGAGACGUUCAAUCUGAAAUGUGCUUGGCACCUCAGAUGAAAGUAAACAAAUAUGAGAGAUGAUUUUAUGCUUUGUGGACUGUAGAUUGUAAAUGGGCCGUUAAAUCUUAACAAAGCAUCGUAUUAGGAGUCAGAGUGUAGUAUAUGGAAAUCUCAGGAUAAAAGGGUUUCAGCAUAAGGCCACUAUCAUGAAGUGCUUUGAAAGGCAGGUCUUGUAUUGUUAAUGUUUUCCACACCCAGCACUGAGACUGCAGUGUGUUGCUACUCCACCAGAAACACAAAUACAGGCGCUCUUCACUCUCUUUCUAUUUCAGGACUUAAGGAUAAGCAGGUAUAGAUGACUGAUGGACUUAAAAUAUUAUAACUGCAUCUCUAUUCACUAAUCCCUGGUGAGACAGCCAGCCAGGUUUACCACAUUGGUGUCAGAUUUGUUACUCAUGAUGAACACAGUCGUUGCCUGAUGAGCCGGCCUUCCUGUGAUGGUGGUUACAGCCAUCUCUGAAGCCUUUGUGCUGCAGGAACUGUGCAUUCAGCUAAUUAAUCAGCUCAUGACGAUCCCUCUAUUUUCAGAGUAUGCAUAGGAGGGUCCUUUGUGUUGGUCCUUGUGUGUUGGUUAAGAAGAAGUGUGGUGUCUACAGUAGGAGUCCAGCAAGCUGAGCCCACAUUAACAAUUGCCAUGUUACAAUUACAAUUUUGUUUGAUAUUGUAGAGUAUAGGAGAUGGUCCUAUCUAGGGGUGUCUCGAUACUAUAUGAACGAUACGAUAUUGAUAUCAGCUAUCGGUCUGUUAUCAAUUUUGUGUCAAUAUCGAAGGCUACAAUAUCGGUAUCGUACCGGAAGUCAAAAAGUUGUAUCAUUUUUGCAAAUAAAGAUCUCAGUUAUGAAGACUUUGGACAAACACAGCAGUAGGUUAGCUUUACUUAGAAUGAAAGACAACAAAUUCUUUUAGCUAACUCUUCUAAGAUGAAAAAAUAAACACAGAACUAAAACAUAAAAGGACUCUGAGUUUUGUUAAAGACUUCUUCUUAGUGGGAAGUAGUCACCUCAUUAAAUGUUUGCUGGUUAACCUGACAGUUUCUCUCACAUAAGAGAAAGUCCAGCAUCCAUCAUCUUGUUAUACUGUAGCAUUUUAGCAAGUUACAAAGCAGGGUGAGGCACAGAUCCAGGCUAGCUGCUUCACCCUGUUUCCAGUCUUAACGCUAAGCUAUGUUAGCUUGUGAUUUAAUAACAGAUAUGAGAGCUUGAUAGCUCUUGUCACGUGACUCAAGGAAAGAGAGAGAAAGCGAAUAUGUGGGACUAAUGCUUUAACAGGAGUUCUUUGUAACUCUAAAACCUUGUCAGUGCUGCCAAUCCCACUGAGAAUCAACUGAAACUUCUGAGUCUAUUCAGCUUUGAGUGCCCUUUAGCUCACGGGCAGCUGUCCUCAGACCACAGCCAAAAAAUGGCAAAAAGAGCCAAAUGAGUAAAACAAGUGAGUGGAGGAGAGUCUUUUGUCUAGAAAUAGAAAAAAACAAAAAAAAACUUGGAUGUAUUUUCUGAGAGGUUGGCAGACCACAUGAGGCAGAGAAGGUUAGUAAAUAUUGGACUUGGAUUUGCCACCUGAAAAGUACUUCUCCAGCUGUAUACCAAAUGAAAUUAAACUUGGGGUUGACCUUUGGUUGUCUUGCUAAUAUCAAACAUAUUGAGGGCCCCUUUUAAAGUCCACCUGCUUCAUCAUGACAAGGAUCUUCAACUGCCAUUGGGUGAAAGUAUAAAACAGAGCUAAAUCAUGUUUAAAUGAAAAACUAGUAUUUAUGGAAUAGAAUCAGACAAACUAACCUCAUAAGUAACUUCUUGUUAUGUGUCUGUAAACAGCCAAGCUUGAAUAAAAACAUAUCUUCAGUUUAUUCAGUGCAGAAAGUUAUCCUGUGUGUCUGUGUGUGUGUGUGUGUGGCUUAAUGAUGCCAUUAACAGAGAGCUCUUGAUUCAGUGGCAUGAAGAAGCAGCAGCAAUGGAAGGAAAAUACGAUUCCAUCAAAUGCUGCUGCAGCUCAUUAAAAACAAUGGCAAAGAUUUGCUGGUCUUUUCCCCUGAAACGAGUGGAAAAGGACUUUCUGUGUCAUCUUUCCAUACAAUUAAGGUCUUAGAGAGUUUAAUGCAGAAGUCCUGGCAGAGGACGAGCAUGGUACUGAGAUGGGGCCAUUUUCCUUUAGACAGAGGGAGGAGCAGCAUGGAAAUCCUUCAGCAGUGAUUAGUGCUUCAUUUGAGCUCAUUCUCUGUGUUUAUGAACAGGCUCUGAGCAAAUUAUUCUGAAAAUUAACGGCCUGGAAUAUUUUUAAUUCUUUUUGUUGGCUUUGCUCCUGAGGGUCAGUGGUGAUUUGUUCCUCUGAGCAGCAGGUACUGACUGUUGCCUCAUGGCAGACAAGUGUGUGCUGACGUAGAUUUCACUCUUCCUCGUAAAUGUCGAACCUUAAAGUGAAUGCGAGCUCGCAGUUCGCUAAAUGUUUUCCCAUUUUUGAUUGACAAGACACUUGAAAACAACACGAGGGACUGAAGGAUAUUUUCCAAUUUUCUAGAACUAAAUUGUCGCAGCUGAUUGUCAUAUCACAACAGAAACAUAACAAAUCAAAACAAAUCAAUAAAUCUUUGAAUUGGGGUAUGUUCACAGCUUCAGAUCCAUGACCAUAAAACAUCAGGAAAAGGAACACAGCAGAGAUUCAUCAUGCUCUCUGCCGAUAAGCCCUUCCGUUAAUACUAUUAAACCAUUGUGGUUGGCUUUGCUCAUCUCCCCAGGCGAUCAUUUUGGCUCAAGUGGUUUCCUCCUGAAACUUCGCCCUUUUUUGGCCGCCCGCUGAGUGGAGCCACGAUUUUGUGUCUGCAGAGCGAAAGCGGUAGUCUUGUGAAUCACUUACCGUCAGAUCAAAUGGGAAAUCCACCAACAGCUCACAGAUAUGCGUGACUUUGAGAAACUGACUUUUAAAUGAGCUUCUCAGGAGUUACUGCGAGCUGUCACCCACUCACUGAGUCCAAAAGUUAAAUUAAAAUAAAACAGAGGAGGAUCAGAGAGCAGCAGCAGCAGCAGCAGUAAAAGAGUGAAGCAGAGAAAGAUCUGGAUGGUUUCAAUCCAAAUUCCAUUAACUGACCCUCUAUUUCCAAUGUAGGACUGCUCAGUGGAUUUGACUUCACGUUGUGUCUCUUACCUGAGGCCCCCGUGAAGAUGUGUGCGUGUCAUUACCGAGCCCUGCGAGUGGAAACAGUGUGCUUUGAUAUUCCCUCUCGCAGGAAAACCAAGUCUCGCCUCUGUCUUUGUUCCCUCUGCAGAAUGUUUUCCACUGUGGCAUGUUGUCUUCAUUUGCUGGACUCAAGAAUCAGUCAGUCAAUCUUCCAGUUAUUUGCUUAAGCUGCUCUGCCAGAGUAAUGCUUUUUAAGCCUGCGAGGUCGAGGGAACUUUUUUCUGUGUGUCACAGCUUUGUGACAAUCACCCGUUUUCCAUUUCCACAGAUGAUAUGUUUAUUGUACAGACUGUCCAUCUGCCUGUUUCACUUCUGUUUUGAAUUAAGGAGAUCUUUUUUUUUUAAGUGCCUCUUUUGACAUGAACUUUGGAAACAGAGACAGGAGUUGACCCAGUCCUCUUCGAUUUUGGGAUAAUUCCUGACUAAAAUUUAGAUGUAGAUUUGACGAUACACAUUUGUCUCUUCAGAGGGAACCUUUUGAAGGGAAUACAAGCUUAUGUCUGAAAGUGUUUUGGUUAUAUCUUAACUUCUUCACUUGAAUUUGCUGUGGCUUGCUUCCCAUCGUUACUUAUACCUGACUCACUCUUCUUUAUUCAAGAAAUAAUCGCAGAUGAACAAUUUUACAAGGAGUGUGUUUCCCAUGUAUAUCCUCUUUAACUCGAGGAAGCUUUGCCCUGAAGAUUAGCAUGAAUAUUUAUGAUAAAACAUCGAAACACAAACACUGGAGGCUCAGUAAAUAUACACUGUGGUUUGUUGAAAUGUCUCUUACUUCCUCUUCUGUGAUCUCUGUUGAAGGAUUAUUAGUUUGAAUUCCAUCUAAACCACAUGGGAGGACUCUAUCUGAUGACUACCUGUGAGCAGCAGCAGCAGCACUUCUAGUAGCAGUCGGCUGAAUGCAGUUGUAUAUUUUGACUAGGGAGCCCCCCUCCUAGUCAUCUGCAGAGGAUCUCCCUCCGGCUGAGCCAUUCAGGGCCACACUUACUAUAACAGGCAGCGCUGAAUCACUGGCUUUCUGUUGCUCUGUCAUCAACGAUACGAGUAAAUCCGAGAAAACACUAUCAGCAUACGAAACUUGUCACAAGGCAGGCUCGACUCAAAUCUGCCUUUCACUUCUGGAUUAUUGAUGCGUGGAGCUCCAGCGUCGAAUGAAUGAGUGUGUCUGAACCAGAAUGUGUUGCUCAUCAAUAUGGGAAAUUAACCCUCUGUUUUAUGUGUAAUACUUUCUCGACCGUUUCAACCUUUUUUCUUUUUGAGGAGCUCUAGCAGAUAACUCACGAUUGUGAUAUUUAGGGAUUUUUUUUCUUAAUACUGAAAUUCAAACAAAGAACGGCUGAAGUAUCUUCUUCUUUAACGCGGGUUUCAGGGCUUGGAUGCAGAUUUACUCGCAAAAUAAAUCCAGUCCAGUUCUGCUCUGAAAAGCCCAAUAAUUAAAUAAAAAAUAUUAGCAAAUAUGUGCAGCUGGAAUAGCAAGAGUAAAGCCUUUGUGGGGCGGCCUCUUCCUGCAGAACUAAGCGAGUCAAGCAUGAUUUUCCCCGAUGUUCUGAUUUUUAAAAAAGUUGUGUAGCGAUCGCCCCGUGUCUCUUCUAGUGUUUCUGUCUUAAUCAGAGUGUUAACCUUUGCAAUAGUCCACAGCAGAAAGUGAUAUGCAUUUGCAAACGUCUACUCAUGUCGGUGUGUUGUUCAUAUUCCUGCGGCGUAAGAGAUUCACUCUCAUCAAUCAGCAGAGCGACAGAGUUCAAAUUGUGCAGUUAUAAAUUACAUUUUAGAAGACUGUAAAGACCUCGAACACCGCUCUUUGUUUAUCCCAGAAAUGUGUCAUUAACACGCUUGAUUAAGAUUGUUGCUGAAAGACUACUUAGUCUAUUUUAGGGGUUUUUCAGUUUCAGUGCUGUCUGUAUCAGGACAGUAAAAAAGUUCCCUCACUGUAUUAUUCUAAACAGGUUUGGCAUUUGGACAAAAGAGGCCUUUUAACUAGUUUAGUCUUUGUUGUAAAACAGCGACUCUGUUGUCCUCCAGAGCUGAACGAUGCUGUUUAUUCGUAGCACAUUUGUACCGCCUCACUUUCUAAAGGUCACGGCCUUUAAUAGAGAUGAGUAGACCUCAAUCAUAGUUUUGUUUUACUAUGAAUUAUAAGAGAAUAAAACUGAUGAAGCCGCCAUGUUGUCGUUUACUUCAUCUGUCAGUAGAGUGUUACUUAAACACAAAGGUAAAUGUUUGCUCUGAUAGUCACGGUGUAACCUUGCGAGUUCGUGGUGGUGCUGUGAGUGUGAUUGUGUGCGUGUGUGAACAUAGAUGACAUGGGAAAGGAAGAGCCUCCCACGCUAACAGGAUGAUGUGAGUGAUGGUGGCCAGACACAAAAGCAAGCAGCAGAAAACACAAAUAAAACAGAAGGUGCACCGAGGUAAAGACUCGAGCAGAAAUCCACUGUUCUGUUGACUCAUAUGUGCUCAAACACAGAAGAAAAACCUCAUUACGCAAACAUGAUCAAAUUUUAAAAUACAGUGAGGAUUCACCGUCAAAGUGAGGCGGGUUAUAUCUCAGUGAAGGAAUCGAAUAAGAGAUCAUCUUAUUCUCAUUUAAAGGGUGCAUUUGAGUCUGUGUGUCAUCCAAUUUAAAUAUGGUUUCUUUUUCUUGCGAAACACACACUUGGCUGCUCACCACUUACUGAGUCACCCCCCCACCCGCUUUUUUUUUUUUUUUUUUGAGUCCAGGUUACAGUAACACAUUUGUUUAUCACAGGAAAAGGGGUAAUGUGCGAUUUUACAGCUCAGAGGAAUAAAACCACGCUGCUUUUUGGACUGUUGAGUACAGGCAAGUCUGCUUGUAAAUCUCCCACUGUCAAACUGGGCUAGAGGUCUCUGCUGCACCCUCCCAAACCAGUUAGCCCAGUCUGAAGUGUGUGUGAGUGUGUGUGAGUGUGUGUGUGUGUGUGUGUGUGUGUGUGUGUGUGUGUGUGUGUGUGUGUGUGUGUGUGUGUGUGUGUGUGUUUCUCACCUAUAACAUCAGCUUUUAAACACACAGGGGGAAGCACACACACACUCACAUUGUCAUGAAGGAAGCAUCACAUUUUCCAUGAAUUCCCAACAAAUAAAACUCUGUCUGUUCUUGUGUCUUCCUCACCACGUCAAAGCACUCAGAGUUGAUUUACUUCACGGCUGCACUUUUACUAGCUCCCUGCUGUGUCUCAUGUGGUCCCUGUGUGAAUACUGAAUGGAGGCAGCAGAUGUAAAACAAUCACCCACGCUGGCUGAAAAAACUGCAGCAGCAGAGAAAGACUUAUCUGUUAUUUAUUUAGAAAGCGGCUCAAACUGAGUCGGAGGAGUAAUUAACCUCGCUGCGCCUGAGUGCCACUCGGAGCACAACAACACGGUUUCUCAACCCUAGUUUGGUUUUACACCGCCUCUCUGCCAUGCUCGCAAACCUCAUGAACAGGCCCGAGGAAAUGUACCACAGCACCAUUAAAGCUGUAAUGAAGUAACGGACAGGCCUGCCCCGUGCAGGACGGUGUUUAUAGCAGCCAGUGUGCUGUGGUAACUGCCUCAGCAGUUGUUAGACUCAGACAAAGGUCAGAACUGUGAAUGGAAUAGUUUCUCUCAUUUCUCAUGUCAGGAGUGAUUAUAUCCCACGUCAGAGUGGUGACUCUGUGAACUUUGGGGUUUGCCAGUUUGUUUGAGUUUUUCCACUUUGAGCUAUUGGCUGGAUGGAGUCGAGUUUUCAGUUUUGUGGGGAACUCAUCAUGGGGAAACACUGCCUCCUGCUGGAAAGAUCCAUGAACUUACACAGUAGUUUAUUUUGAAGUGUGACGGCUGAGAGAAGACUCUUAACCUUCCUCCUUUUGAUAGCUUUUACUGCGCACCCACCAUGUUAAGGGUCAGUUCUGACCUGUGUUUUAAAUCAGCUGUAAAUUACACUCAAAACAUUUCUCGACUAUCCAAGUUGGUUCUCAUCUCUAGAUGACCUUGUUGGGCUUCAUUAUCCAUGAAAAUAUUGAUUAUAAUAUUUUUGUUGUGGGCCUCUGGGCCUUUCUUUGUCAGUAUACCCCUCAUACAGACAUCUGUACUGAACUGAUCUCACAUAUCUGGGACUGGAAGACAAGAGUGUUUGACUGUGUUAGCAAUCAAGUUUUUAGAAAUGAACUUGUUACAAGUCAUGAUGUUUUAAGUGUACUGUCCUAUGGUAUGCUAUUUAUCAGGUCUGCUCAGUUGGGGUCAGUGAGUGAUCCGUUCACUGAAUUUUUAGAAGAAUUCAAACUGAACAUGCACCGUUCCUUCGCAAACCGCUGCAAUGAUGGGAUGCUGCGGGUUUAAUGCACUACUUGUUACAUGCUGUGUCCAAGUGUAUGCAAGUUGUUGUGGUGGCAAUUUAGCAAUUAAAAAAAAAAAAAAGGUAGUUUUGUCUGACAAAUAUGAUUCCAGAGUUUAUUUGACAGAGCAGAUACAAACAGUUCACUCCCCAGGAGAUUGAGCGUGGUCUCAACUUGUUCUUCCAUAGUUCAUUUCCAGAUGUAAUAAUGCAGUCUAUGCAGCUGAAAAACUAAGCUAAUUGAAAUCAUAAUUACGAUCAAAGGUUCAAUAAUUAAUCUGUGUGUUUGUUUUUCUUCCACAGUGAAUGAAAUCAUCGGCAGAGACAUGUCCCAGACCCCCAGCACCCACUGCCCUCCAUCAGCACACAGCCAGUCAUAGGUCAGCCGACGCUACAGCCCUCUAACCAACUAUCCUACAGCUCCAGCACCCCAGACCCUGGUACUGGUCUAGGUCCUGGUCCAGGUGCUUGUCCUGUGUGCAGACGAGGGAAAAGAAGAAGUGUGGUCAAAUUUGGUUCAAAGCCCCAUUAACCCACCAGACCAGCAGCCUGACUCUCUCAUCUGUCUCCUGUGAUUUCAUUCAGUGUCCAACACUUCUCUCAUUUGGAGAUAAAAAGUUCAUGAACUCACGUCUUCACUCAGAGUGAACAUUAAGAUGAGCCAGAAGAUGCACCAGUCAAAGCACCGCUGUCUUCCUGAUCAAUCAGCUCUCCUGCAAAUGGAGCUGAGACUGAACGGCUGACUUUCUGUAGUGGAGACAACACAGCAGUGUGUGCUGUCGCCCCCCCACCCUCACCCCACCCUUCUCACCAGCAUUGAUGUUUAUAAAUGAGGACAUCUGUGACAUCAAGAAAAAGAGGAGAGACUUAAAAAAGCGCCUGGUGCUUUCACAUGAAGCCACACCGGGAUCAUAAAAUGUUCCCAAGAGAUUUCUCAGGCGACAUCUUUUCAAAACGUCAGGAUAUUCGAGCUCCCAGGAUGCUAUAAAACACUCUGGUUAUGCUGAGCGAGCGUCAACACAAGUGACAUGACGAGAAGGUUGAAAAAUUGGAUUAUCAAAUUCAGAUUGAUAUCUUAGCAGAAAGUCUGAUGCGUCAGUCUGCUCGUGGCAUUAGUGAUGAUGACUAAUUUGUCCACUCCUUGUUUUUCUCCCUUUAAAAUAAUCAAGUGUUCAGGUGCGGGGUGCAGGGGCCCAGCAGAGGGGGGGUCCUGGAUCUGCAGCCUGCGACAUUCCACAAGUUUUCGCGACACUGCAGCCGUGUAGAUAUCUGUAUAUGAUCAAGCGCUCCCCUCCCUCUCUUUUCCCCCCUUCUGUGUUUCCCCUCCGUCGAGCUGAACAAAUGCCUUAUUGACUCUUAGCAGCUUUGAAUGAUAGCUGAAGCUUUUGGUUGUUGUUUUGCACAACUGGUUUUGAGUUUGACUGAUUUUUUUUUUUUUAAUCUUAAAUAGGCGUGCGACUAGUUCCCUGUGGAUCAGAUUUUUAUACGACUCCUGAUGAGGGGUAGGUAGGUAGGUAGGUAGGUAGGUAGGUAGGUGGGUUCAGGACUGAGUCGUCCCUCUUUGUCGGUUUUAUUCAAAGAUAUUAUUUUUAAAUUAUUUCCAUGUUACAAAGAAAUGCUCCGUGACUUGAUGGGGGAUAUUUCUUUGUUUAUGCAUAACUCCCCCAAAUUUUCCAGGGGCCCUUGUGUGCCUUCUUAUUCCAAUCAGCCUGUGAUGGCAGCAGCACGAGUCGACGUAUGUUGAGACAAAUCGGACUAAAUCAUAAAGCUCUUUAUCCUUUGGUUAUGUAUCCCCUCCCCCUCCUCUUUGUAAAUACUACAGCCAAUCCAUUUUCGCUGUUCACAAUCAGAGACCUCUUCUCCCGGUAGUUGGUAUCUUCUGAUCUGGCAGACGUGCUGUGCCUGUAGUUCGGCAGUAAUAACACAGUCCGUUAGAUUACGAGUGUAUUCAGGCAGGUUUCGGGUCAGUUUGUGUGGAUAUGAACAGACAGAUGCAGAUUCUAGUGUGGAGAUUUCCGUCUGUUUUUAUUUUUGUUUUGUUUUGUUUGUUUGUUUUUUUUGCCUUAAGCUUGACAAUGAUGCUCCUGCUGCGUGUGAGGAGCACAGCACGUUGCAAAAUGAUGGUUUGAAGUCAGUUUCCAGGUGAAAGUGAUUCUGCUAUGCAUUCAACUUCUGCCUAAUGCCUUUAAAAAAGAAAAUAAAGAAAAAAGAAAAAAAAGACCUUGAUGCCUGUAGAUGUAGACUGUAGACUUGUUGAUUGACUCUGUUAGCAUCCUGGAGGUGUUCAUCAGCCAAUCUGCCUUGUUAAGAACACAGUGCAAGUAUCUUUAUGGGUUUGGAUGUGUUUGUAUGGAUGGACGGUGUCGGUACCAAAUAUGCUGUACAGAAGACGGGACUUUAUAGAGUCCUUUUUUUCAACAACAGAAGCACACACGUGUAUUACGGCUAUGCAAACUUUAACAGCAGCAAAUGUGAGAUACAGGAAGAAAAAAAAGAGAUUAUAAAGUAUUUGUUAUAAUGUUGCUUAUGAGCUUCACAGAGCAGAAAGAAAGAAAAAAAAACAUUCAGAUAGAGAGAAUCAUGUCACUUUGUAAACUAUUAGGAUGCCUUAACUCUUGUUUGAAACCAGUUUGUCAGUGUGUCCGUCUGCUGUUCUGAGUUGAUUUUAUUUCCAUGACGAAGAUGUAAGUCAGUACCUAUUAUUAUUAUUAUUAUUAUUAUUAUUAUUACCUUUUGUUUGUUUGUUUGUGGGGAGGGGGGCACAGGGUGGGGGAGGAGAGGUGAUUGUUUUCAUGUAAAAGUUGCUCCUGCAGCUUGAAAGACUUGAGAGAAAGGAAACAAAACCAGCAUCAACAUAGAAACUCUGGCUGCCGUCCUCUUCUGUCACAACCAAAGACCGAACAAUAUGUUCCCCCUUUACAUUGAGGUGAAGCUACAGAGACUGUACCGCUCUAUUUUUGAUACUUUGAAAUGGAUGUCAUUCCUAAAGAGUUGGGGACAUAUAUGAGUGUUGAAUAUGUAUUGAUAUUUUUAUAUCUCUAUAUAUUCAUGCACACACACCCACAUAUAUAUACAUACACAUCUAUAUAUAUGUUUUGUAAAAUAAAAGGGAAAUACAGGUUUAGCCGAUGUUUACCGAGCCUUGUAUUGUCAUUUCCUGUAUAUUUUGUAUGUUACAUUUUUUGUAAUUUUUAAGACUGCAGUGCUUUUUGAAAUUAUUCAAAGGGAAUACCUUGCUUAUAAUGUAGGCUCUAAAGUAGUGUACGUCAAUAAAACCGAAAACUCAGACAUGCCUUUGUGUCAUUUACUUUUUACCUUUUUUUUUUUUUUUUUUUUUUUACAUUUCUUUAAAAAGUUCUUUCCUUUCCAAACAACUUAUUACACAAAAAGUAAUUAAGAAGACAAUUAACUGUAAACACAGGCACACCUGUAAAGCUUACUUUGGUAUUUAUAGGGGUUUCAUUAGUGGUGCUAAUUUGUGUUUAUAAAAAGAUAAAAUUCUGUUUAUGUUGUAGUUAUUUUGAAUUUGAAAAAUGUAAUCAGCACACAAGAUUUAAUAUUGAAAAUUGAUUUUUUUUUUUUUUAAUCAAAUAUUUUAUUUUUAUUGCAAAUUAGGGUAGAAUACAAUCAGUUUUAAUUAAUUUUUUAAAACAAAAGAAAAAAGAAAAAUAAGAGAAAAAUAUACAUAUAUAGUACAGGCCAAAGGUUUGGACACACCUCAUUCAAUAUUCAAUUUAUAUGACUAUUUACAUUGUAGAUUAUCACUAAAGGCAUCAAAACUAUAAAUGAACACGUGUAGAAUUUUGUACUUAUAAAAGAAGUGUGAAAUAACUGAAAACAUGUUUUAUAUUCUAGUUUCUUUAAAGUAGCCACCCUUUGCUCUUGAUGACAGAAGUACUUAAAGUAACCCUGACAAAGCACAGCUGUGAAGUAAAAACCAUUUCAGGUGACUACCUCAUGCAGCUCAUUGAGAGAACAGCAAAAGUUUGCAGCGCUAUCAAAAAAGCAAAGGGUGGCUACUUUGAAGAAUCUAAAAUAUAAAACAUGUUUUCAGUUAUUUCACACUUUUUUCUUCAGCACAUGAUUCCACGUGUUCAUUCAUAGUUUUGAUGCCUUCACUGAGAAUCUACAAUUUAAAUAGAAAUGAGAAUAAAGAAAAUGCAUUGAAUGAGAAGGUGUGUCCAAACUUUUGGCCUGUACUGUAUAUUUAAAAAAAAUAAUAUUUCAAUUAAAGAAAAUAGAUGUUUCCUUUACGGUUGUCGGGGUUAAAGGCUGAGUGAUAUUCUGUGUGUGGAGAGGACCUCCCACAUCAAAAAGUUAAAUAAUCAGAUUAAGAAAUUCAUAUUUCUGUCCUAAACUUAUCACUGGAUUUCUGUAAGGUGAUUUUUUUUUUUUUUAAAGGACCAAAGAAAGAACGUCUCAUUGUCAACAUGUUUAUUGUUUACAGUCUUAUACACAGAUCUAAAUUCAUACAAGUCUCAAACUUGCAACAAAAGAAACAAAUAUCUCCUCUGCCACCAGAGGUUGACACAGCCUCGUUUUCAGGGCCAGUAUUGCACUCUGGGUAAUGUAGGCACAGUAAAGAAGAAAAAAAGCUACAAUAGCUGUCAGCAGGCCUGUCACAGAAACAAAAAAAACUCAUGCAAUUUUCACACAGUACUUCGGUCUUCAGCAGGAAUCAAAGAGUGCUGCAGACUGAUGGUUAUAAAUAGUGUGGAAACCAAACAGGAGACGUCUACAAGCUGAGGUCCAAUGGUUCAGAAGGAUACGCCUGAGUCUUAUUACAUUUCACAACUCAAAGACUAUUCAUUCAAAUUAACUUGUCACUUUACUUUGUUAGAGACACGCUGUCACUCUGAGAGGGAAAUUAACGCAUAGUGCUGAAAAAGUCUAAAUAGGGUGACAUAGUACAUAACCAUUCACUUUUUUUUUUCUCCUUAAAAAUAAAGUUACUAAUGAGUUGGUACACUGGCACAUGUGAAGUUUUUCUUUUUUAUUCCUCUAUGGCUUUUUUCUUUCUUUUUUUUUUAAUGGCACCACUUCACAGCUAGAGGCCAUCAACCAAAUGAUCAUGCAUGUAGCUACACACACACACAUAUGUGUUUUGCAUAGUGGUUAAAAGUGAGCGUCAGAAAUAUAAACAGAAAACAAAAAGGUAAAGCAGAAGUGGUUUGUACUGCCUCAAGCAUAUCAGGAUGAACAUCUGUACACGUUCAGGUAUAUAGAGGAUUUAAAUAUACAUGCAGAUUUGGCUUUGCAGAGCCAUCGAUUCAGGUUUUUUUCCAGACUCCACACCAUCUCAUCUCCACAAGAAAAGCUGCAGCUCAACUUCCACAGAGGUGUAAAGUGAAACAGAGCUUCAACGACUUCACCGGUGGACGUCCAAACUCCGACAGCAGCUUAAGGAGUGUCAGGGUCAGCAAGGUCUCAUUUUAUGAUAAAUAGGAGUUGAUAGGAAGAGGAGGGGAUCAGCAGCUAUUUUUAGUGGCACAGUAUGGGGACAGAGAGGUCUUAAAUGAGGGAGGAGGAGGAGAGAUGAAGGGCUGGCGGUCAGUUACAGAAGGCCAAGUGGACCUGUUGGCCGUAGAAGGGGUGGUUGGUGCGCUCUGCCACAGCGCGCCUGGCGAUCUCUUCGCUGGGGAAGGUGAUCAAGGCCUCACCGCUGCACUGGCCACUAAAGUUAUACAAGAGGAGAACGGCGUCUGGCUGGAGCUGUGAAGAAAGAAAGAAAAAAAAAAACAACAUAUGACAUAACCGCUGUUCCCGCAUACACUUAACACCAGGGGGAGCGCACAAAGCAAAAGGAUGAACCGUUCCCUGGAAGAAAAGGUCUCAUCAAACCGGUCCAGUAAGGUAGGGGGAGAAAAAAAAGGAGAUUACUGGGUGGAGAAAAGAGGGGAAAAAAAACGAAGAGCACAUGCUGUUCCCAGAAGACCUGGACGCCACGAGCAGAAAUGAGACGAAUCACACAGAUUAAAGAAGUUUGCAUGCAAUCACAGCAUUCAUUAUGAUCCUGUUUGAUGCGUAGAAAUCAGACAUGCAUGACAAACACAACAAACCAUGAACUCCACACUCUGAGGGCUUAUCUUCAGAGUAACAGGUGGAGAGAGUGUGAGUGGGAUAAUGCAUGCGAAAAAGCAUCACAGGGAAUGAUUGAAGUGGGGAGGUAGACCCUCGAUGAUCAGGGGUUAGGAGCUGGAGUGCUGAAGACUGUUUUACAGAAUUAAUCAGACUAAAAUUGACCAGAGGCCCUCUAAACUUUGCUGUUUUCUUUGCACUUUUUAUGAAUACUGCUCGGUAUUUGAGGUAUUUAGCUUGGUGAAAGCUUGAGAUGUUUCUCCAGCUUAUGGGAAGUUCACUUACUUUCCCAUGUCAAUAAAAAUUCAUCAGUUCAGACCAGCAGUCUUAUUUAAAGACAUUUAGCCUGCUAGACAUCUGCUGUGGCCUGAGGUCACUUCAUCACAGGAUGAAAAAUGUCCCUAAUAACUCAUACAGUCUCUUAAGUAUGUUUUUCAUGUAUGUGUAUGUGUGUGUCUGUGUGUGUCGCAAGUCCAGACUCAGCACUCCCGGAAGACCCCAAGGGACAGACAGCAGAUAUGAGACGGAUCUGAUUGGAAAGCAGCGGGCUGACAUGCCGGGUCAGGAGCUCAGGGUUUGGAGGUUCAGAUUGGGCAUUCCUAUUUUUAUUAUUAGUGCUAAAAAAAAAAUCUCUAUUAGCCGAAAAAUGUGAUAACAAAACUUUAUGUGUAUGAAAUAACAACAUUCUGCUGCUGAACUCCAAGAAUUUCAUGUCCUAGGAGUUGUUGUUCAUUGUAGGCAGAACAGAAUAAUCAAAUUACAUCUAAUGCAAGUUAUUUUUUGGAAGGUGUGACGUUUCUGCAAGACGUGCAUAUGGGACUUCCAUUUAUGUGGAGACUAAAGUGGUGUCUGAUGUCAGAUGUAGAGAUAGGAUUUUGAAGUGAAGCUGGAACUGAAUCAUGUUUGAGUCCUUCAUUUUCAACUCUACUUGUCGUAACAUUAACCUUAAUGUCUGAAUAAUGACAUAGGGAUGGGAAUCGAGAACUGGUUCUUGUUGAGAAUCGGUUCCAAAUGGUUCAAUCCAUCAACAUCGUUUACAUUUCAUCUUAACGAUUCCCUUAAUGAUUCCUUUCUUCCGGUCAUCAGACCCUGCUGCUCCAUCUCAGCAACGGCAUGGAAGGUACGCAUGUCUUGUGUUAACUAAACACAGUGCAUGGCAGACUUGGACUUACUGAGUUAGAAGCGCGCCGAAAACACUCGACCUGACCCAAAAAACCCUCGAAAUUUUGCAUGCGACACUGCUUGGUCAUGUCCUCUUUUUGAGGAUCCAGAAUAUGGUCACCCUAAUUUGACUUAAUACUGACUUGAAUAAACGCUGUAUUAAUAGUUUGUUGUUUAAUUAUUUUUAGACUACUGUUAUCAGAGACUCAAUACAAUUUUGAGUUAACGAUGGAAACCAGAGUCUAUUUUUUUUUAAAUCAAAGAAAGGCAUUGAUAAGGAAAUCGUUAAAGAAUUGAAUCGAUAAGCAGAAUCAAUAAUGGCAUCGAUAUCGACAAAAUCUUAUCAAUUCCCAUCCCUAUGAUGACGUCACUGAACCUGCACUCACUGGGUAGUUUGAUGCUUGUCACACACAUUGUUUCUUUCACUAAGUUUUGAGUGAAUAGGAAAUGCCCUCUCAGUCCACCUUGGUCCUCUGGUCUGCAGCCUCUUCUUACCUGUGGGGGUGAGUCCCUAAAGACAGAGCCAUUCUUUGGGCUGAAUCAGACUCCUGGCCUGUUCGCUCAUCUGAACCAUGCCGCUGUACUCGUCAGGGGCGUACUACAGACAGCAUGACAAUGAACGCACAGUCAGGGAGGCAGCUUUUCCACAUUGUUUUUUUAAACAUAUUAGAGGACACAGUUACAAACACAACAAAUGAUGCAGAAGUAUGUUCACACUCCUGAAAACACACACCAAACCAGUAAAAUGAACACAACACACCAAAUACAGGCUGCACAGGCUUCAUGUGACCCACGCAGUAUUGUAGUUUGGGAAUGGGAUUGUGUUUAUACACACACACACACACACACACACACACACACACACACACACACACACACACACACACACACACACGGGCUGGUGUGGGAACUGUUUCUCACCCAGGGAGAGUGUGAGAGACGCUACUGCUGCCAGAAACACACACACACACACACACACACACACACACACACACACACACAACCUGUUAAGGAUACAAUUACAGUGGUUCAGCCAACAGUCAGCACAUGGGUCAGCUUUACUCUCUCUUCUCUGACACACACACACACACACACACAAACACACACAAACUUCACACAGUAACAUGCACCCAUCUCUCAGUAGGUAAAGCUCAUUAAUGUGUGACUCAAAAUGAGCUCUUCUUUAUCAAUUUGGCGCUUGCUCAGACCCACGCAGACCAAAAAGCAGACCCAAAAUCUGUUCCACAACAACAACAGUGCCACCCCUCCACCUCAAACCCCACCCACUUUCCUCCUCGUUCCCCCUCCGACAAACCAACCCGUCUGGAGCCACACCUGUCAGAAUCAUACCUGCUUCAGAGGACUCCACCUAAUUUGGACUGGCAGCGAAAUGUAUGGGAAGCACAAAGAAAGGGGAGAAGAGAGAGCACAAGUGCACACACGUCCCCUAAUUAGACACUAGUGUGGAGAGAGUUUGCAGUAACAAGCAGCUAUGGUAAAUCUUUAGUAGCUGCGGGGCGCGGAGAUCCGACAGCUUUACUGUGUGGGAAGAGUUCACGUUGAACAGAAUUUAAUCACACGGGCUGCCUGUCGUCAUUCAGAUUAACAUUCACAUGGACUGUUAUAAUACUGUGACUGCUUUCAGAUGAUUAUCUCACUGUGGCCAACACCAACACACUUCAAUAACUUUAAGCCUGCGUACACCUGGUAUUGACACACAUCCUCAUGGGUGGAAAGCUUUUCUGUUCUCAUUAAGACAAGCAAAGAGAAGCCGGUCAAUAUGGACCCGCUGGAUCAUGAAAUCAAAACUUCCUAUGAGACGAUAAUCUCUGAUGUUGGCUGCAAACCCCAGAGUUGGAAAUGACUUUAAUACAGAGGUGGGAUGAAAUGCACUUGAGGCUGGUACAGUGUUGUUUUCGUUGACGAACAAAAUAUUUCAUCAAUGCCCUUUUUUCCCACGCCGAAGACGUGACGUUGACGAGCUAAACAUAAGUCUUAGAUGACUAAAAUGUGACGAGACGAAUGUACGUUUACGUUGACGAGACGAGACUAGAUGAAAAAGUUAGUGGUGGAUGAUGAACAGAGUUGCAAAAUUCAUGAGCAUUUCGUCAGUCAAACGAUAAACAUUUAUUCUGCAGUGUUGUUUUCAUUGACGAUCAUCAACGUCAUCGUCAAUGAAAACGAUGCGCUGGUAAAAGCUCAGAGUUACACAGAAGUUAUUGUGAAAUGUGAGGUUAGUUGUAACACAAGUGAGUGUGUUGUGGCUGUUUGCUAAGAGCUCAAAAGCUUGGUUCAUCAAAAGAGACUGGGUCCAUGUUUUAAACAGUCUACUCUCUAUUUGUAAAGAUCCACCUUUAAAAGAUAUCUGUGCCCCUUAAAGUGCUGCACUAUUAAAAACGAUAAUAAACUCCUUUAGGGUCACAACUGUCAUCCACAGCAGACAGCAUCAUGCCUGCUCUUGACAUCCCAGUAAGAAUCAUCAUCUGGGGAAUUAUCAGUUUUUCAUGCAGCUCUUGAAACUACAAGCAUGAGCCUGGAUGGAGUGAACAUUAAAACAAGCCUCAUCAUUUCCCAGUGCAGAGAGCAAAGGGGGCCGAAGGUGUGGACAGAAUUGCACACACCACCAAAUAAACAUGGACAAAUCAUCCCUGACCACCUCUGAUCAGGUUUCUAUCCCUCUGUCCAAGACACAUUUACUCCUAUAGGGUGUCAUUUUAGGUAUCACGUCUACACAGAGGCAUAUAAUGGAUUUGUUUCAUUUCUGACCUGGUAUCCCUGAAAGAAGCUGAGAAUGUCCUUGACUCCAGUGUUAUAGGGUAGACCCUGCAUCCUGACCAGGGCCCCGGGCUGAGGCAGAACAGAGGACGCCGCGGCUGCAGCGUGGUGAGGUUGGGCUGCAACUGCUGCCACUGCUCCUGGAGGAGCUGCAAAGUAGCUGACUGUGGAUGGAGAGACGGGAGGGCUGGAGAGGGACCAAGAAAAGAGAGAAAACAGGUGAGAGGUGUGACUCUCUCUUUUCUGUAUCAACAGUGACCUUUGGCGAACGGCAAACUAACCUGGGGUAGUAGGCUGUGUAGUUCAUGUUCAUGUUCAUGUACAGGUGCGGUUGGUGGGGGUAGUAAGCCAGAGUGUGAGCCGGGGUGUGUGCUGUGGUCUGGGCAGGUCUGGGGGCAGCCAGCAGGGGGGGCUGGUAGAGGGCGGCCUCAGAGAGGAUGGCAGGUGGAGUUGGGAAGGCUGCGUAGGCUGUGGGAGGAGACAGGCCUACAGAGCAACACAAAGACAAGCACAUCCACAGGGUCAGGUCAUUUACAGGCUGGGUUUCAGGGAACAUGCAGUCCUGACACUUUCCUCAGUCUCCUCUUUCAGCGUCAAAAAAGCAGGUUUGAGUGAUCUUGUUAAUCUGUCAACUUCAACAGCAGGUCUGACAGAGUCUCUGCGAUUUUAAAAAGCACAUGACCCACAGAAUGACAAAAACACUUUCUGUGCAGCAAGUUUUUGUUUACAAAGCUCUGUGUGUCCCUUCAGGCUGCUGUACAAUGUAAACACACAAACACACUCAUGACAAUAUGGUUAUAUUUACACACAAACAGCCAGGAUCAGUGUGAGGCUGUGGGCAGCAGCGCACACUGACACACAACACUGUUGACCUUGAGCAAGUGUUUCCAGGUGCAAAGAGAUCUUACACUGACUCUGCAGAAACUCUGGUGAAGACGUGUGAAAAGAAAAAUCGAGUAUUUGAAAAAGAUUUACUUCAAAAAAUGGGUAAAGCUUUCUUUUACGGUACACUUAUUACCAGGUAAUUAACAGGUAAUUACCUAGUAACAAUAUGAAAUUAUCUGGUAAUGACAUGAUAACUUCUUUUUUUUUCUGUGCAGCUCCAUUUUCAAAAGCUAUUUGGGGUUCUUACUUUCUAUUAUUGAUACUUGAUACAGCCUAUGGGCGUGCAAAGAUUGCGUAGAGGUAUGCUGUUUGAGCCGAGCGUUAUCACAGUGACUCACCCGCCUGCGCAAGUGGUGGUUCCAGGAAGCAGAGAAAAUCCUGGAAAUACCAGAGCAACUUGGCUUCAAAUUUGUAUGAUGAUGGAAGGUUACCUGCCUGGUAGCUAGACAGUAUUGACUUUGUAGUUAUCAUGUAAUUACCAGAUAAUUUCAUAUUGUUACUUGGUAAUUACCUGUUAAUUAUGUGGUAAUAAGUGUACCGUAAAAGAAAGCGUUACCAAAAAUGUGUAGGUGUGCAAACGCACAGAAAACUCAAAACUGAACGGCCUACUUCUCUCUAGCAUCGCCAAUCUUGAUCUAAUCUCCAACACCAAAGACGGAUAUGACAGAGCAAAGUGCAAAGUUAGUGUCACAUUCAGUCCAGGCAUCACGGUGUCAGGGCUGGAAAUUAGCUCUACAGUGUGUUUUCAAAAAUUAAGCUUCUAUUCACUAAAACGUGAAUCUAUCUACAGAGCAGCAGCACAAAGUGGAAAUCAAACCAGCUGCUUCUCGCUUGGGAAGAAUUAUCAAGUAAGUCAGUGUUCCACUAGGUGUAAAUAGAAAUAUUUAUAAUCAACAUUUUCUUUACAUCCUCAACAAAAUACAGAUAAUUAUAAAAUAGUGCAGUAAAUAAAGGAAGAGCAAACACUAUCUUUGCCUUGAUAAACCAUUUAGUAGCCUCGACUCACAUGGGAGUUUGCAGGGUGGAGGGGAGAGGCCGCUGCGGUUCAGGGUUCCUCCCAUGAGCACGAUGCUCAUCUCCUCUGUGGAGCACUGAAACACCUCCACAUAGCGGUCCUUCAUGGUCUUUUUAUGGCACUUCUGGGCCACCAUAAACGCCUUCUCAGAAGACUUCAUUUGGAUGAAAGCAUCACCUGAGGGCCGACCCUGCAGGAUACAGAGAUCAUCAACAGUGAGGACAUAAAAAUGCAAGGUUAAAUUACAAACAAUGUUUCAGGAGUUGUCUCUCAAAACCAAAAGUUAUCAAGUGGGUUUUGGUAAAAUAACUAGAUUAAGAAGAAUAAACUUGCUGCUUUUCAUUCAAAAGCAGCAAGUUUGAAUAUCAAAGAUGAUCAUUUAUUUACAGAUCUGAGUUUUACUGAGUUUUACUGUCACACAUGUUCCUGAGCCCUGAGCUGUCUAACCUGUUGGUUGAGGACCAUGUGUACUCCAUGAGGUUUAAUGUCUACUGUGUGUUCUCCCAUAAACUCCAGGAUAUCUUCGAUGCCGGCGGUGUACGGCAGACCACGGAGGCGGACACAGUCUCUCGUGCUGCUAGCAGCUGGGAGGUAGGGAGGCGUGGUGAGGACCGGGACAGGAACGAUGGGCGAGGGGGGCAGUGUGGAGAUCAGAGGUGUGGACAUGUAGCGGUUCAGAACCUGGAAAAGAAGAAGAGUGAUGGAGAAUUGACAGAACCACAGAACACGCAAGAAACAGAACAGGUUUUAAUGCCAUUCAGUAACUCACUGUUUAAAGAUCUCUCUAGCUUAUUCGACUGAGAGCACUUACCUGUUGCACCUCGGCUGCAGUGCUCCUGAACAGCUCUAUGUACCGCUUCCCCAGGAUCUGCUUGUGCUUCUUCAGGGCGUUCUGAGCGUACUCCUCACAGGAAAAAAGGACGAAGGCAUCGCCAGUGGGACGUCCAUCUGGGUACUUGACAAACAGCAGACCCUCGGCGCCAUCUGUAACAGGACUUUCUGGACCAAGGAAGGACAGCACCUCCUGAGGUGUGGCUGUGAAAGGUAACCCCCGCAUACGGAUGAUGACCUGGUUCUCUUUGGACAGGAACUGGGCCACCUCAUUGGAUGUACCUGAAAUCAGGUAGCAGCAUGGUUACACAAGAGACAAUCUCACAGACACUCAUAGAUGAUGUCAUUAAACCAUUGUAUUUAUUGUUUUAAAUGUUAUACUCUCAUCCAGUUCCAAUAAUGUAAAUAUUUCACAAGAUUACUUUGACCUACAGGGGCAAAAAAUCGGGUCAUAGCAGCUUCUUCUUUCAAUCAUAUUUUGUAUUUUUGUCUGGUUGCACCUUUCCUACCUAAACAAGAAUGAAUCAAAUACUAAACUCAAGAUUUCCCCUCAAUGUAACUGAGAAAAGUGGAAUAAACAAAAGCAAAAGUCAGACGUUCACACAGGCUAAAAACUGACUGUGCACAUAAGAGGAUGUUGACUCAACAGUUUUCUUUUUGUGUCGCACACUCACCAAAGUCUGCAAAUAGGCCUUCCUAAUUUGAAGGUGUAAAAACACAUUUGGCCUCAAAUGAUGAGAAGUAUGCUAUUGUUGACUGAUAUGUAACUACGCAAAAAGUUAUAACCAGACUGUGAGAGAGUAUUUGAAUGAGCUCUCACAGGAUCCUUGUAUUACCUUCAUCACCCCAAAUUCAAGUCUUUAACCACUGUGGCUAUGACAGUGGGAUUUUUUGUUGUUCUACAUAAUACAGAAAAAUCUGAAAAAAUAUUCAGUAAAAAAAAUAAAAAAAAUAAAUAAAUUGAUCCUCUCAUUUUAAAAUCUUAAAUAAUUUACAAAACAUCUACGAUGAUGCCAAAUACUCUGAAUGUUUUGGACUGUGUAACUGAUUUCUUGUCUGCUCCAACUAUUUGCUUUAAGUCCAAUGUGCCGUCAACCUGCGCCGAUCCUGACACAUCGGAUUAAAGUCCACAGUCAGAGCGGCAGCCUCUGUAAGUUAUCUGCUGCCAGUGACUGAGUUUCUUUGUCCGCUAUCUCUGUCCUGUGUUGCUGCAGGCAGCUGCUCUGUGGUCCAGAGGCCUCAAGCCCUCGCUUUGUCUCUUCACACUUUCUUUGUACUCGCUUUGAGUCGGUCCUUUUACCGGCCGUCAGCCUCCUCUCCCUCAGGGGGGAGUGCAGCUCCAGGCUGAACCGGACAGGUGAGCUGCUGUUAGCAGAGGGUGAAAUUUCUUUCCAACUGGGCUCUGAAGCUUUACUCUGGGGAUCUGGUGGGGGUGAGGAAAGAGAUGGAGGGAGGUGGGGGGGGAAGUUCCUCACAAAGCGCCUUUUAUUAGUCAGAGAUAAGCUGCUGGAGAGUCGGAGUGAUGAGGCAGAGACACCGGUAACAGGAGAGAGACCAGCAGAGCACAUGAGAUCUCCUCUUUUACACCCGCUAAAGGGCUGCUCUUUUAUAGAUGUGGAAGGGUCUUGUUUUUCCUCAGAGAUGCGAGAAAUCCAUGAAACAGAAGUCUACCUUCGACCAAACAGGAAGUCUUUCACUGUGAGAUUUAUGCAAACGUGGUGAGAAGAGGAGAAAAAAAUCUGAAAUCUGACCUCCAGCAAUCUUGAGGAAUUCCUCUCCUGUGGCUUUGUAGACCUGCAAGACAAGAGGAAACUAGAUUAAACUUUGAAAUACUAAUCCGUCCAUUGGAAUUUAAACUUGUUUUUCUUCCUGACAAGCGGAAAAAGUUAGCUACAACAAAAUUAGGACACUAUUAAGAUCCAUUUGAGCAGAAUAAAAUCGAGUCUGAACACGCCGAUAACCCAUGGAUCUCAAAACGGGGAUCAUGUUUGGCUGAGCAUGAUGUCAAACACGCAAUAGAAUCACAGCAAGUGACAAAUACUGAAUCUGACCUCGAUGUAGCGGCUGCCCAUGUGGUGCUUGUGGCGCUCCAGGGCCAGGUCUCUGUGCUCAGAGUUGAUGAAUCGAACUAAAGCCUCGCCGUUCCUCCUGCCCUGAGCGUUCAGACACAGGGCCACGCCACCUCUGAAACCCAGGAGCACACAAACACACGCGUGAGUAUGAACCCAAAGAGCCACAAUCAGGAACAUAACAGUUUUACAUUAUGGGGAGUAUUUUUUUUUUGGAGUAUUUUUUUCAUUUAUCCACUGCCAAUUGCUGCACAAAAUGGUCAACAAUACUUUCCCAUCAGUACAGUAAAAGGUAAGGCCAAUUAUGAUACAUCUGGGCAGAGCCAGCGCUGCUUAAAUAUGUUACAGGCAAAUGUUAGUUGAAACCCUCAGCUGAAACCAACUGAAUAGUUUUACAUUGAAAACAGGAUGCUGAUAAAUUGGAAACAAAAGGACAGUUGAUCCACCAGGACAUCAACCUUUACAUAUUUCUGCAGAGUUCCUAUUGGACCUUUUGAAAACUGACAGACAUUCAAAGAAGGAAAUUGAUUUUGCAGACACAUGGAAAGAAAUGUAAAAACAGUUUGUUUUAUAAUGAGUUUAUGAGAAAUUGUUGGUUGUAAAUAGGCUUCUGGAGGAUUUAAAUCAAGUCCAACAUACUUGGCGAUACUGAGGCCUUUAAAGAAGCGAGCAAUAUCUUGGUCUGAUGACUGCCAUGGAAGCCCUCGUGCUCUGAUGACCGUCUCACUGUCCACCGGCUCUGUCUUACUGCUUAACAUUGAGAAAAAAAUAACAUUAAUGCCAUUAUGAAAUUCUUUAGAUAGUCUGAACGUUUACAUUAAAUUACUACGAGAAUCUCUGCAGGUGACUUUAACUCUUAGCAAAGAAAAAAAAAACUCUACUUCUUCUCUGGUUACAUUUGAACAAAUUGCCCACAGCCUGCAGACACAGAGGCCACUCACACUAAGUGCUCAACACAGUAACACACUCCCAUGAUUAAAUGUCGGGGGGUUGUCAAGGUGACAGGCUUUUGACUGCAGGAUUUGGUGCUCUGCUACAAGAUAACCCAGGUAAGCACUUGAUGGCAAAGUUGGACAGCUUAAAUAACAUGCUCUCCUGGUUGGCUUCCUUGUUGCUGUAAUCAAUGCUAAAGGUCUGAAUUUGUCUAGAGGGGCUUUUAGGCUGUAAAAAACACUGCUGGCUCACUGGUGAGGCAUAGACACACACACACAUAUGUAUAAAUUUAAACAAAAGUUCAUACGUACCACGUGCCGGAAUCAAAUUUGUACUUCACAGUUUCAACACAGGAGAACUUGUGAUCUGAAAAAAAGAAAAAAGAAAAAAAGUGCAUGUAAAACAAUACUCUGACUCUGCUGCUGUGAACAGGUUCAUCCUGCCAAGCAGAGUCUGUUCAAGCUCUCCAAAUUCCUGUUUCUGAUCACACGCAAAUACAUACUUGUCUGUUAAUAAGAGGGUAAAGCCUGCGGGUUGUAACUCAGAUAUGUUCAAAAACACUAAAUCUAAAUUUGAUUUAUUAGUGCUGUCACAUAUAUGGAGUCUCUUUCUACAGCCUUACUAACAGCAGGCCAUCACUGAGUGGCGAUUACGUUGUACGCAAAUUUUAAAAUGUAAUCAAACUAAACAAUGCCCGAACUUUUUAUGUCUCAUUUACUUUGAAGUUAUUGUUUGAUGAUUCAGAAGCUACCACACCUUUAAGUUGAAUAAAAACAAACCAAAAAGUCAGUGAUAAUGUUGUUGUUAUUGUCACUCCUGCAGUCAUGGUGCUGAUUAUAGAAACCAAAACCAUCAGGUGGCCAAAGCAGGCUGGUUCACAGUAAUCACUGCUUGUGAACAACACAUGCCACUCCACUGUCUUUAUGUGGACAUGUCAUUUUCUGCUUUCAGCACAUCUCAGAGUUUAGUCUCAACCUUUCAUUCAUUUGAUUUUGGUGUCUUUGGAUUAAGGAUGUUAACAAUCAAACAAUUUUUUUUUCUGCAGCUGGAUUGGUUAAGACCAAGUUGAGUAUCCAAAUAACACCUGACCAUUUGGACAUGAUUAUUUUUCAGAUAAAUUUGGUGCAAAGUGUGGUGGUGACUUACUGUGGGGUUCAGCCAGGAUGCAGAGCGUCAGCUGCACCAUGCUCCUCACCUCCUUCACCCCAAACAUCUGCUCUGAUACAGCAGGAAGACCCACAUCUGCAUAAAUACUUAAGGACACCAACAAGUUGAACUCGUCUAGCUUGACUUUGUAAAACUUUGAUAUGACAUUCAAGGCUGCAAGGAUUUUAUGCCUGUACUUUCUAUAUCAGGGACUCUGCAAAAGCCAUCACAUCCUAUAUUAAUAAGAGGUGAUUAUAAAAAUGCAGCUCUAACACAGAGGCUGGCAAAAAGGAUACACUCCAACAUGGAGUCGAGUGUGAGCUUCUGCACAGGGCCAGCAUUGGGACAGCAUUUAUGAAACUCCUUCCUCACGUCCACGAAUGAAAAGAAACACUCAGGAAGGACGAGGUUCUGAAGAGGAAGUGAUGAAGAGAAAAGAUAGUUUACAGUAUAAAAUUUUCAUAUAUCGCAGAGAUGAGAUAGAAGGCUGAGGAGAGACGAAGGCGUUUUGUGUAAGAGUAAUAUCCAAGUGAUAUUAAAAAAGAAGCAAAACAAUCAAUUAGGUCAAAUCAUGACUUCUUGCAAAUGAUCAAUGCUCACAUUUACAAGGGAAGGAAAUGAUACUUUGAUGUUAUCUAUAAACACUAAGUUAUAUGAGCUUAAAGCCGCAUUUAUUCGUCAUACAAGUGGAGCAAGAAAAGAUGCGUUUGUGAAGAGAGACUACAGCAAUUUCUGAUUAGAAGUAGGCAAAAAACACACUACAAACAUGUUUUCAAUCUAUUAUUUAAUAAGGGGCUCUUUUUAUUGCUAAAUAACUAACAAUCAAUGUAAGUGUUGACUUUAACAAAGCUACUCUUAGUUUCUCCCCAGAGGCAGUGCAAACAUCUCGUACCUUUUUGGAGGCUUCUGGGUGGAG